CUGCCAGCUCUGAGCAGAGUCAGCGUUCCCGGCCUGGACGCCUCGGCUGGAGGAACUGCUGUCAGGAGGAAAAAACAAAACUACAGCUCUCACUGUAGUUUUGUUUUUUUGAGUUUGGGGUUCCUUCGAGGCUCAACGUUUCUCCUUCUGGAUUCUGUGACUAAACUUUCUGGAUAAAGAGAUUUUUGAUUUCCUGACGACAGCCCUCCCCUGGGCAGCCUAGGCAUCCUUGUGCACACAAGGUGCCGACCAACAUGUCAACACAGGCGCCGACGUUCACGCAGCCGCUGCAGAGCGUCGUGGCAUUAGAGGGUAGUGCCGCGACGUUCGAGGCUCAAGUUAGUGGUUCUCCAGUUCCUGAGGUGAGCUGGUUCCGUGAUGGCCAGGUUCUUUCCGCCGCCGCUUUGCCCGGCGUUCAGAUCUCGUUCAGCGACGGCCGCGCUGUUCUGAGGAUCCCCGCUGUGACUGCCGCACACAGCGGAAGAUUUUCUGUCAGGGCCACCAACGGCGCUGGACAAGCCACGAGCACCGCCGAACUCCUUGUUACAGCCGAGACGGCGCCUCCAAACUUCCUACAGAGACUGCAGAGCUCCUCAGUGAGACAGGGCAGCCAGGUGAGGCUGGACGUCAGAGUCUCAGGUAUCCCAACACCUGUGGUGAAGUUCUACAGAGAGGGAGCCGAGAUCCAGAGCUCAGCUGACUUCAGGAUCCUCCAGGAGGGAGACCUGUACAGUCUGCUGAUUGCUGAGGCCUUCCCAGAGGAUUCUGGGACAUAUUCUGUGACCGCCACCAACAGCAGCGGACGAGCCACCUCCACUGCUGAGCUGUUGGUUCAGGGUGAAGAAGCUGUACCUACUAAGAAAACUAAGACGAUUGUGUCCACAUCCCAGAUGGCUGGGUUGGCUUCCCAAACCAGAGUUCAGAGGAAGAUGGAGUCCAGUUUCCAAGCCACCACUAUGAUGGAGAUGCAGGUCGAAGGAGGAAUGAUGACUCAGCAGUUGGCUCACAAAACCCCUCCCCGGGUUCCCCCAAAGCCGACCUCCAAGUCCCCACCGUCCUUCAUCACCAAGGUGACAGGAGGACGCCAGCAGUCACCUUCACCCGUCAGACACGUGAAGGGACCGACGCCCGCACCUGUUAGACCCGUCUCCCCCACCACCAGACUGUCCUCUAUCUCUCCCAUCAGACCGGUCAAAUCUCCCGUCAUGUCCAGGAAACAGGUGUCCGCCUCUCCAGAGGUCCUGCCGCCCUGGAAGCAGGGAGACUACAUGGCUGAAGCCAGCUACACCACUAUGACCAGCAUGACCAGUGUGAGCAGCGCUGCCCAGCUUCAUAUGGAGAAGCACUGGGAGCAGCAGGUCACCGGCAGCAGAGAGGAGGCGGCUGCAGUUCCCACCAGAGCACAAGAGGCUGUUGUUCCUCCCACUCUGAUCGCUGGCCUCAAGAAUGUGACAGUGACGGAGGGCGAGUCAGUGACACUGGAGUGUCAGAUCAGCGGUCACCCCGCUCCCACCAUCAUGUGGUUCAGAGAGGACUACAAAAUUGAGAGCUCCAUUGACUUUCAGAUCACCUACGUGAGUGGAUUUGCCCGGCUGGUGAUCCGCGAGGCGUUCGCCGAAGACAGCGGGCGCUUCACCUGCACCGCCACCAGCGAGGCAGGCACUGUCAGCACCUCCUGCUACCUGCUCGUCAAAGUGUCAGAAGAGAUCGAGAGCAGAGAGGAAACGACUGUCACUGAAAUUGGAAUCACUCAAGAGAAAACUAUUGCCAUGGAGACAAAGGAAAGGGUGGUGACGGAGGUGAGUACAGGAGAGACUGCCGCCCCCUUCUUCAUCAAGAAACCGACCGUCCAGAAGCUGGUGGAGGGAGGAGGUGUCGUGUUCGAAUGCCAGGUUGGAGGAAAUCCCAAACCUCAUGUCAUCUGGAAGAAGAGUGGUGUGCCGCUCACUACUGGAUACAGAUACAAAGUUGCCUACAACAGGGAGACCGGAGCAUGCAAACUGGAGAUCUCCAUGACCUUUGCUGAUGAUGCUGGAGAAUACUCCAUCUUUUUGAAGAAUCCACAUGGAGAAGCCUCAGCCUCCGCUGGCCUGCUGGAGGAAGAGGAAUAUGAAGCCUACAUGAAGCAACAUGACGUGACAUACAAAACUGAAGUGACAACAACAACCACAGUGGUUCAGGAGCCCUCUGUGGUCAUGACUGAAUAUGAGAUGGAACACAAGAGAGUAACCACCCCGAUGAGCUAUGUCUCAGAAACGGAAUUUCUAAUUUCAGCCUUUGAAGAGAGGAUCAUCCAUGAGAUCGAGCUGCGUAUCAUGAUGAUUACCUACAUACAGCUGGUGACAGAGGACGGAGAGGUGGCGGUGACUGUAGCAGAAGAGGAGGCAGUUCAGCCGACCUUCGAUACGCCAGUCAAAAACUACAGGAUUAUGGACGGAAUGGGCGUCACUUUCCACUGCAAGAUGGGUGGAAACCCACUGCCAAAGAUUGCUUGGUACAAAGAUGGCCAGCGCAUCAGGCCUGGUGGCCGUUACCAGAUGGAGGUCCUUCAGGAUGGACGAGCCAGCCUUCGUGUGCCUGUGGUUCAACCAGAGGAUGAGGGCGUGUACACUGCCUUCGCUACCAACAUGAAGGGAAAUGCCGUCAGCUCUGGAAAGCUCUAUGUAGAGCCUUCCGGAACUGUAACACCUCAGAGAUACACACCACAGCCAGCGAUGCAGAGGAUCAGGUCCACAUCUCCUCGUUCUCUGAGCCGCUCACCUGGACGUUCUCCCAGCCGUUCUCCAGGACGCUCUCCGGCCCGCCGCCUUGACGAGACAGAUGAGGCUCAGCUGGAAAGACUCUACAAGCCUGUCUUUGUCAUGAAACCUUCCUCUAUAAAAUGCUCCGAGGGGCAAACCGCCAGAUUCGACUUAAAGGUUGUUGGCAGACCAAUGCCCGACACAUACUGGUUCCACAAUGGACAACAAGUGGUCAAUGACUACACCCACAAGAUAGUGGUUAAAGAGGACGGUGUCCAGUCCCUGAUCAUUGUCCCAGCCAUGCCAAAAGACACUGGAGAGUGGACAGUCGUUGCUCAGAACAGAGCUGGACGGACUUCUGUCUCUGUAACUCUUAAUGUUGAUGCUCGAGAAAGCCUGGCGCGCCCUCAGUUUGUUGAGAAGUUGAAGAACAUCACUGUGAAGCAGGGCACACUGGUUGAGUUGGCUGUCAAAGCCAUUGGAAACCCCCUGCCUGACAUCGUCUGGCUGAAAAACAGUGACAUUAUCACCCCACAGAAGCACCCACAUAUCAAGAUUGAAGGAACUAAAGGAGAGGCCAAAUUCCAGAUCCCAUCUCCUUCAGGCUCAGACAGUGCCUGGUACACAGCUACAGCCAUCAACAAGGCUGGCAGAGACACCACUCGCUGCAGAGUCAAUGUUGAGGUGGACUUUGCUGCUCCUCAAGCUGAGAGGAAGCUCAUUAUUACCAAAGGAAUAUACAAGGCAAAGGAGAUUGCUGCUCCUGAGUUGGAGCCCCUUCAUCUCCGCUAUGGUCAAGAGCAGUGGGAGGAGGGUGACCUUUACGACAAAGAGAAGCAGCAGAAACCACAGUUUAAGAAGAAGCUGACCUCUAUCAGAAUGAAGCGCUUUGGUCCAGCUCAUUUUGAGUGCAGACUGACCCCUAUUGGUGAUCCUAACAUGGUAGUGGAGUGGCUGCAUGAUGGCAAACCUCUGGAAGCUGCUAAUAGGUUGCGCAUGGUAAAUGAAUUUGGCUACUGCAGUCUUGACUAUGAAGUUGCUUACGCCAGAGACAGCGGCGUCAUCACCUGCAGAGCCGUUAACAAAUUUGGAGUCGACCAGACCUCGGCCACCCUGAUUGUUAAGGAUGAGAAAGGCCUUGUUGAAGAAACACAGCUUCCUGAAGGCAGGAAGGGACUGCACAGAAUGGAUGAGAUCGAGCGCAUAGCACAUGAAGGAGGACCUACAGGAGUCACCACUGAUGAAGAAUAUGAGAAGACCAAACCUGAGAUUGUUCUUCUUCCUGAAUCAGCAAGAGUGCUGGAAGGCGACAUUGCACGAUUCCGCUGUAGAGUGACCGGCUAUCCAGCACCCAAGGUUAACUGGUACCUCAAUGGGCAACUCAUUCGCAAAAGCAAGAGAUAUAGACUUCGUUAUGAUGGUAUUUACUACUUGGAGAUUGUUGACAUCAAGUCCUAUGACUCAGGAGAGGUCAGGAUUGUCGCAGACAAUCCUCUGGGCACAACUGAGCACACUGUGAAGCUGGAGAUCCAACAGAAAGAGGACUUUAGAUCUGUCCUUCGCCGUGCUCCAGAGCCGAAGGCUGCAGAGCCUCCACAUGACCCUGGCAGAAUGGGAUUUGACGUUGUGAAGGCCGACCGACCUGCAGAGGCCGCACAGGACAGGGAAGUUGUUAAGCUGCGUAAGGCACAGAGAAUUGUUCAUGAGAAAACCUCAGAGGAGUCAGAUGAACUGAAGAGCAAGUUCAAGCGCAGGACAGAGGAAGGUUUCUAUGAGUCCAUCUCUGCUGUGGAGUUCAAGUCUCGUAAGAGAGAUGACUCCUAUGAGGAUCUACUGAAGAAGACUAAGGAGGAGCUGCUUCAUCACUUGAAAGAGAAAGAAGAAGCUGAAAGGAAGAGGAUAGAGGAACAAGGCCAAAUCACCAUCCCCACUAUCAAACCUGAGAGGAUCCAGCUGUCCCCCAGCAUGGAAGCACCCAAAAUCCUGGAACGCAUCACAAGUAAGACAGUUGCUCCAAUGGACGAGGUUCGUUUCCGACUCAGAGUUGUGGGCAGACCCGAACCUGAAUGCCAGUGGUUCAAGAACGGCAUUCUGGUGGAAAAGUCUGACCGUAUUUACUGGUACUGGCCUGAGGAUCAUGUGUGUGAACUGGUGAUCAGAGAUGUCACAGCAGAGGACUCUGCCAGCAUCAUGGUUAAAGCCAUGAAUAUCGCUGGAGAGGCCUCAAGCCAUGCCUUCCUGCUUGUGCAAGCCAAGGCAGCAAUCAGCUUUACUCAAAACCUGGAGGAUGUAAGUGCAAAUGAGAAAGACACCAUGGUGACUUUUGAGUGCGAAACCAACGAACCUUUCGUCAAAGUCAAAUGGCUCAAGAACGACAUGGAGAUCUUCUCCGGAGAGAAAUACAGAAUGCACUCGGACAGAAAGGUCCACUUCCUGUCUGUGCUGAUGAUUGAAAUGAGGGACGAUGCCGAAUACACUUGUGUGGUUGUGGAUGAUGAGAGCAUCAGGACGAGUGCAAGGCUUUACGUAGAAGGUGCAGCCCUGGAGCUCGUAAAGCACAUGGAGAACAUAGAGGUGCCAGAGACCUACGCUGGAGAGUUUGAGGUUGAACUGUCUCGUGAGGACGCUGAGGGCAUCUGGUACUUCGGAGACAAGGAGCUCUCUCCCAGUAGUAAAUACAUUAUGUCCUCUCGCCGAGGAAGACAAACCCUGACAAUCAAGGAUAUCAGAAAAGGAGACCAAGGGAAAUAUACCUUUGUGUGUGGAGAUCUGAUGACCAGCGCCUCACUGAAGAUGAAAUUGCGCCCGGUUACCUUGGUUCAACCCUUGACUGACCUCACAGUGUGUGAGGGUGACAUCGCUCAGCUGGAGGUCAGGUUCUCCCAGGAGAAUGUUGAGGGAACCUGGAUGAAGAAUGGACAGGCCAUCUCCGCCUCGGACCGUGUCCACAUCGUUAUCGACAAACAGGUUCACAAGCUGUUGGUGGAGAAUGUCAGCAGAGAAGAUGCUGCUUCCUACUCUUUUGUUGUUCCUGCCCAAGACAUCUCCACCUCGGGAAAACUCAGUGUUCAAACAAUUGACAUCGUGGUCCCACUGAAGGACGUGUCCUCCAUCGAAGGCACCAAGGCUGUUCUGGAGGCCAAGAUCUCCGCUCAGGAUGUCAGUUCAGUCAAAUGGUAUCACAACGACAAACUGGUGAUGCCCAGUGACCGAGUCCAGAUUUUGGCGAAGGGAGCCAAGCAGCGUAUGGUCUUCACCAGGACUUACGCCUCUGAUGAAGGACGUUACAAACUAGUGGUUGGCAAGGUCGACACUAGCUGCAGCCUGUCUGUCGAAAAGGUACACAUUGUGAAGCACAUGGAAGACAAAGUGUGCUCAGAGUCCCAGAAUGUAACCUUUAAUGUCGAGGUUUCUCACCCGGGUAUCGACCCGGCCUGGACUUUCAAGAACCAGCAGCUCAAACCUGGACCCAAAUACAAGAUGGAGUCCAAGGGCAAGGCUCACUCUCUGAUGGUCAUCGACACCAUGAAGGAUGAGGAGGGCCAGUACAUGUUUUAUGCCGGUGAAAAGACAUCCAGCGCCAAGCUCACUGUGUCCGGUGGAGCCAUCACACGUCCCCUGCAUGACUUGACGGUGGCGGAGUCUCAGACAGCUGUGUUUGAGUGUGAAGUCGCCAAUGCCGAAGCUGAGGGCAAAUGGAUGAAAGAUGGUCAUCAUGUGAACUUCAGUGACAACGUGGUGAGCGAGAUGGACGGGGCCGUCAGACGCCUCGUCAUUGUCAUCACGAGACCACAGGAUGUCGGGGAGUACACCUACCAGGUGGCCAACUCCAAGACCACCGCCAACCUCAGGGUGGAGGCGGUGAAGAUCAAGAAAACUCUAAAGAACCAGACUGUGACAGAGACCCAGGAGGCGGUGUUCACACUGGAGCUCACACACCCCGAUGUGAAAGGAUCCCAGUGGGUCAAGAGUGGCGUGGAGCUGCAGAACAGUGACAAAUACGAGAUCACCACCGAUGGCAUGGUGCACACACUGAGGGUCAAGAACUGCAACACACAGGACGAGGCUGUUUAUUCCUUCAAACUUGGAAAACUGUCUGCCAACGCCAGACUCAAUGUUGAGACAAUCAAAAUUGUGAAGAAGAUAAAGGACGUGAAAUCACUGCUGGAAGGCACCGCCUCCUUUGAGUUGAGCCUGUCACAUGACAACAUCCCCGUCAGGUGGAUGUUUAAAGGCGUAGAGCUGAAGCCGAGCGACAAGUGCAAGAUUCUGUCUGAGCGGAAAGCUCACAAACUGAUCCUGCAGAACGUCGACAGCAGCAAUGCAGGAGAGUACACCGCCAUGGUCGGACACCUGCAGUGCAGCGCCUCGCUCUCUGUGGAGGCCCUGCGAGUCACCAAACCGCUGAAGAGCAUUGAGGUCCCAGAGACCCAGACGGCCACGUUUGAGUGUGAGGUUUCUCACUUCAACGUGCCUUCCACCUGGCUGAAAGACGGCGUGGAGAUCGAGAUGAGCGAGAAGUUCAGGAUCGUGGUUCAGGGAAAACUGCACCAGCUGAAGAUCAUGAACACCAGCAGGGACGACUCGGCAGAGUACACCUUCAUCUGCGGGAAUGACCGAGUCUCUGCAACGCUCACCGUUAGCCCCGUGCUGAUCACGUCCAUGCUGAAGGACCUGAACGCUCAGGAGCGAGACACCAUCACCUUCGAGGUCACCGUCAACUACGAGGGCAUCACCUACAAGUGGCUGAAGAACGGCGUGGAGGUGAAGUCGUCGGACAGAUGUCAGGUCCGCAGCCGGCAGCUCACGCACUCCCUUUCCAUUCGGAAUGUUCACUUCGGGGACGGAGGAGAGUACCAGUUCGUGGCAGGAUCUGCUGCCACUGCCGCCAACCUGUUUGUUGAAGCCCGUGUGAUUGAAUUCACCAAGAAAAUCAAGGACAUUAAGAUCACAGAGAAGAAGAAGGCGAUUUUUGAGUGUGAGGUUUCUGAGCCGAACAUUCAGGUGAUGUGGAUGAAGAAUGGUCAGGAGCUGGACUUGUCUGAGGAGAGGUACACUGUGACAGCAGAGAAGUUUGUUCAUCGUCUGAUGGUCCAGACGGUUCGUAUGUCUGAUGCCGGAGAGUAUUCGGUGGUUGCCGGAUCAAGCAUCUCCAAGGCUCAGCUGAUCGUGGAGGGCCGCGACAUUCGCAUCUCCGAACCUGCAGAGCGGGAAAUCACGGUUCUGGAGAGACACCGAGCAACCUUUGAGUUCGAGGUGAACGAGGACGACGUGGAGGGUCGCUGGCUGAGGAACGGGGUGGAGAUCCAGUUCUCUGUGGAGGAGAGGUUCAACUACGUGACCAUCAGGAAGAUACACCGGCUCACCAUCUCUGAGACCUAUAGGAGCGACGCCGGCGAGUACACCUUCAUCGCUGGCAAGAACAGGAGCACCGUGCACCUCCGAGUCAACCUCCCGGAGCCUCCUCAGAUCCUCCGCCACAUGGAACCCCAGUCGGUGGAGGCCGGUAAACCUGCUCGCUUCUCGGUGGAGGUCAGCGGCGUUCCCCAGCCUCAGGUCUUCUGGUACAAAAACUCCCAGGCUCUGUCCCCUGGCUUCAAGUGUAAGUUCCUCCACGACGGCAACGAGCACUCGCUGCUGCUGAUCGAAGUGUUCCCCGAGGAUGCCGCCGUCUACAACUGCGAGGCCAAGAACGACUACGGCACCGCCACAAGUACCGCAUCGCUCAACGUGGAAGUGUCUGAGGUGGUGUCUCCAGACUCAGCUGCACCUGUCGCACCUCCUGUCGUCAUCUCACCCAUCACCAGCACCUCCACCCGUGAGGGACAACCAGCUCGCUUUCAGUGCAGAGUCCGCGGAGACGAUGUGAAGAUCAGGUGGUACCACGGAGAGAAGGAGAUCAAGCAGUCGGUCUUCUUCAGGAUGUCUCAGUUUGACGACAGCUGUCAGCUGGAGAUCUCCAGGGUUUACCCCGAGGACGAGGGCGAGUACACCUGCGUGGCCACGAACAACGCUGGACAGGUGUCCUGCUCUGCCACUCUCUCAAUUGACGUACCUGUGACUCACGUGAGAGAGCAUAUCGAAGCCAAGAUUGAGGAAGAAGUCAAAGUGCCACCUGUCUUCAGGCAAAGAAUCACACCUUUGGAGAUCAACGUCGGCGGCCAUGCCAAGUUCGAGUGUGAAAUCGAAGAUGCUCCGAGUGUGACCUUCAAAUGGUACAAGUCUGGCAUUGAGAUCAAGCAGAGCGAGAAGUACAGGAUCCUCAGUCGCCACACCAGCUCCUCCCUGGAGCUCCUGAACCCGGUCAAAGCCGACAGCAGUGAAUACACCUGCAAGGCUUCAAACCAGCAUGGCACUGACAGCUGCACCGCCUCACUCGUCGUCACCGAAAUGUACCCGCCGGUAUUUGUAUCAAAACCAGACCCAAUGACUUUAUAUGUGGGAAAACAAGCUGUGUUCCAGUGCUCACUCACUGGAUCCUCGCCCAUGGAAGUUGUCUGGCACAAGGACAACAUAGCCAUCUCCUCCGAAGGAAACUAUGUCAUGAAAUGUGAAAAGAACAAGUAUUCGCUUUACAUUAAAAGUCUUGAUGUGACUGACCAUGGAGUGUACCUGUGCAAGGCCUCCAACAGUGUUGGCACUGCUACCUUUACUACAGAGCUCAAGGUUAUCAACAAGCCCAGCUUUGUUAAGACCAUUGAGCCAGCGUCAGUUGCUGUCAAUGACCCUCUGAGGCUGGAGUGCCAGGUGGACGAGGACACUGGUGUGACCGUCACCUGGACCAGAGAUGGCAAAAAAGUCCACCAGAGCAUGGAUUGUAAAGUGUCCUUUGAGGACAAGGUGGCUGUUGUUGAGGUUCCCAAGUCCAAACUGAAGGACUCUGGGAAAUAUGUGUGCACAGCCACGAAUGAGGCUGGGAGCUCAUCCUGUGAGGCUGUGGUAACAGUUCAAGAGCCCCCUACCUUUGUUAAGAAAAUGGAGCCUAAGAUUACAUGGAAACAAGGCAUAGCUGCACGCUUACAGUGUUCGGUUAAAGGAUCGCCUGAACUUCAUAUCCACUGGUUCUGGAAUGAGAGAGAGCUUAGUGAUGGAGAGAAAUAUAAAAUCUCUUUCAAGAGUGGAGUUGCUUCUUUGGAAAUAAUGAACCUCGUGGUCACAGACAGUGGCAGUUACACCUGUGAGGUGUCAAAUAACGCUGGCAGCGAGAGCUGCAGCACCCUUAUCGCUGUUAAAGAGCCACCAUCCAUUAGAAAAGAGCUGCAGACAGUAGAGGCGGUAAAGGGAACAGCAACUCAGCUGGAGUGUGAGAUCAUGGGAACAGCUCCUUUUGAAAUUAGCUGGUUAAAGAAUAAGAAAGCCAUCUCCAGUGAUCAGAAAUAUAAAAUAAUCUCUGAAGAUUCCUUGUCAAGGCUGGAGAUCAAGACGUUUGACAGUACAGAUGUUGGAGAUUAUCAGUGUGUCAUAUCCAAUGAUGUGGGGAAAGUCACCACGAAGGCCUUGGCUAAACUUAAAGAGCCACCAACUUUCACAAAGAGGGUUGAGAGUGCGACAGCAGUGCUGGGAAAUACGGUAAAACUGCAGGCGACCCUUAGGGGCUCAGCUCCCAUCACUGUUAAAUGGAUGAAAGACUCUGAAAUAAUGAGAGAUGACGAUUCAAAUAUCAAGAUGGUGUUUGAGAACAAUGUUGCUAGCUUGACGAUAUCAACAGUGGCCAUCAGCCACGGUGGCAAGUAUUCGUGCCAAGCUGAGAACGAGGCUGGCCAACAAAAAUGUGAAGCUACCUUGACCGUGCAAGAACCUGCCAGAAUCGUAGAACCUGCAGAGUCCAUUAGUGUGACUGCAGGUGAUUCAGCCACAUUGGAGUGCACAAUUUCGGGAAGCCCAGAGCUUAAAGUGAAGUGGUUUAAAGACGGGAAGGAGAUGAUCAGUGGCCGGAAAUACAAGAUGACUCUGAAGGACAAUGUUGCCACCAUGAAGAUUCUUACAGCAGAGAGAGGAGACACUUCAGAGUACAAGAUGGAGGUGUCGAAUAAAGUUGGGAAAGCCGAGUGCACGUGCUCAGUCACGGUCUUAGAUCGGAUAAUGCCCCCAACUUUCACCAAGUCCCUGAAAAGAGUUGAUGGUAACAUUGGUAAUGACAUCUCCAUGGAGUGUAAACUGUCUGGGUCCCAACCCAUGACCAUAGCUUGGUUCAAAGACGACCAGGAGGUCACACCUGGAUCCAAAUUCCAGCCUGAAUUCAAAGAUAACUCUGCUACAAUGAGAAUUGUUCGGCUGGAGAAGGCUGACUCUGGAGUUUACAAAUGCAGAGCCACCAAUUCAGCCGGCUUUAAGGAAACCAGCGGCACACUCUAUGUCAAAGAGCCCCCAGCGUUCACAGUUAAACCAGACAACCAGGAUGUUAUACCAGGAACCACAGUUUCCUUCAGAACUGCCUUCACUGGAACAGCUCCUUUAGCUGUAAAGUGGUUCAGAGAGGAAAAAGAGAUUGUAACUGGAGACUCAUAUUUCAUAAAGAAAGAUGCCUCUUCCAGCUCUUUGGAGCUUCACUCAGUAAAACCCAGUGACUCCUCAAAAUACACAUGCCAAGUAUCCAAUGAUGCUGGGAAGGUGGACUGCACUGCAGUCCUCUUUGUGAAAGAACCUCCUGUGUUUGUGAGGAAGCUUGAGGCGACCAAGCUCAUCACCAGCGGCGACUCUGCCAAGCUGGAGUGCAAAGUGACGGGCAGCCCCGUCAUCAGUUUUACUUGGUUCAAGGAUGCGAUGGAGAUCAGCUCCAGUCCUAAAUACAAAAUGACCGCAAUUGACUUAGUGGCAUCUCUGGAAAUAGUCAACUGUACGGUAGAGGAUAGUGGAGAUUAUGUCUGUGUGGCAUCCAGCGAGGCUGGUAGUGACCGCUGCAGCAGCACAGUUACAGUCAAAGAGCCACCAUUGUUUGUGCGUAGUUUGGAGCCCAAAGAUGUGGUGAAAGGUUCUGAGAUGAUGCUGGAGGGCCAAGUCUCUGGCUCCGCCCCUUUCACUGUGUCAUUUUAUAAAAACACAAAGCCGAUUAGGAAUGACAAGAGACACAGGAUCACGGUUAAAGAUGACCUGAUAGCCCUGCAGGUGCUGGCAGUAGAGGCAGCAGACGUUGGUUUGUACCAAUGUACUGUUGAGAAUGAAGUUGGUGGGGCUUCCUGUGAUUGUCAAGUAACACUCAAAGAACCACCAUCAUUUGUGAGAAAGUUGGAGAACCUCAGUUCCUUGGUUGGCAGCGAAGUUACUCUGCAGUGCGUUGUGAAGGGCUCAGAGCCCAUGACUGUGUCCUGGAUGAAAGACAACCAUGAGCUUAAAGAGGCUGAAAACAUUCAGAUUACAUAUGAGAACAACAAGGCUGUGGUGCACUUUACCAACUUACAUAGCAAACAUGGCGGCAAAUACUCUUGCCAGGCGCACAAUCAGGCCGGGAGCCAGACGUGCUCUGCUGUGUUGACAGUCAAAGAACCAGCGAAGGUCACGGAGGAGGCAAAGUCUAUCAGUGUGACUCAGGGUGAUCCGGCUACACUAGAGGCCAGGUUCUCAGGUACAAAACCACUGAAGGCCAGAUGGCUGAAGGCUGGCAAGGAGCUGACCUCAGGCCUGAGGCACAAAAUACAGAGCACAGACACCAGCUCUGUGCUGAAGAUUAAUAAAACUGAGAAAAGUGACAGUGGUGACUACACCUUUGAGGUUUCAAAUGAUGUCGGACAGAGUUCUUGCGAUGCUACGCUCACCAUUCUCGAUCAAAUUAUUCCACCAUCUUUUACAAGAAAACUGAAGCAGACGGAAGGUAUCAAAGGAUCAUUUGCUCAUCUGGAGUGUCUUGUUUCUGGCUCCCUGCCGAUAACCAUACAAUGGUACAAAGAUGAGAAAGAGAUCCAGACUGACGAAAAACACAAAUGCACAUUCUUUGAGAAUGUUGCUUUCCUGGAAAUCUCUAAUCUUGACAGUAAAGACAGUGGCAGCUAUACCUGCAUUGCUAAAAACAAGGCAGGAACCGUCCAAUGCUCUGGGAUCUUAUUUGUCAAAGAACCACCGUGCAUUCUUGAAAAGCCUGAAUCCAUGAAUGUUUUGCCUGGCUCAAAGGUCCAGUUUAACGUACUGUUCUCUGGCACGCCGCCACUGACCACCAAAUGGUUUAAAAACAAGAAAGAGAUUUUAUCCAGUGCUGACUGUAAUGUGAUCAAAGACAACACCUCAAGCUCACUGGAACUCUUCUUUGCCAAAACUUCAGAUUCUGGAGAAUAUGUCUGUGAAAUACAGAAUGAUGUCGGCGCCACAUCAUGCCAGGCAACACUCUUUGUCAAAGAACCCCCUAAGUUCACACGAACACCAGCUCGUAUGUCUGUGGUCCGUCCUGGUCAGAGUAAAGUGUUUGAGUGCCAGGUGACUGGCACACCUGAGAUAGACAUCUACUGGUUCAGGGAAGGUUCUGAGAUCAGCCCUAGUGACCGAUACAAGAUGGUCUUUGUUAACUCUGUUGCCACUCUGGAAAUCUGUGGGCCUGAUACCAAAGACAGUGGGGUUUACUACUGCGAGGCUCGCAAUGAGGCCGGCAGUGAGAGCUGCAACAUGGAGCUCAAGGUCAAAGAACCACCAUCAUUUAUUAGAGAGCUGGCUCCAGCUGAUGUUGUGAAGGGCUCCAGUGCCUGUUUUGAGUGUCAGGUCGCUGGGACUGGUCCUUUUGAGAUUACGUGGCACAAAGAUGCAAAGGAGAUCAAACCCAGUGCUAAACAUGGCUUCUCCCAGAUGAAUGAAAUUGUGGGUCUAGAGGUGCACAAAUGUGAUGCUGUAGAUGUCGGUGAAUACCAGUGUACUGUUGCUAACGAGGUGGGAAGCUGUACUUGUAAGACUACGCUAAAGCUCAAAGAACCACCAACAUUUACCAAGAGGAUUGAGAACACUGCCACUGUUCUGGGUAAAAAGGCAGAGUUUCAGUGUGUUGUGAAGGGUUCUCCUACUCUCUCUGUACAAUGGCAAAAAGAUGAGAACUGGAUUUUGGAGGAUCCAAAGAUUGAGAGAACAUUUGAGAGCAAUGUGGCAACUCUCAGGAUUCCUGCCUGUGAGGCAACGCACAGCGGGAAAUACACCUGCCAGGUGGUAAACGAGGCAGGGCAGGAUAAGUGCUUUGCCACCCUAACGGUGCAAGAACCUCCUCAGAUCACAGAGAAACCUGAAGUGAUAAAGGUUACAGUCGGAGAUCCAGUCAAUCUGGACUGUAAGGUAACAGGUUCCCCUGAGCUUAAAGUGAAAUGGAUGAAAGGUGGCAGGGAGCUUCAGUCCAUCAGGCAGUACAAGCUGACCUUUGAGAACAACAUCAGCAGCCUAAAGAUUCAGUCCGCUCAGAAAGAGGACGAAGGAGAGUAUCUCUUCGAGGUGGCAAACCACAUCAGUAGCUGCACCUGUAAAGUCAAAGUGAUCGUACUAGAACAAGUAAUUGCACCAAGCUUCAUCAAACCCCUCGUAGACAUGCAAGAGAUUUUGGGCUCCUUUGUUCAUAUAUGUUGCAAAAUAUCUGGUUCCCACCCCAUCACUGUGGAAUGGCAGAAGGAUGGGGCCAAAAUCUCUAGUGGUGUAAAACACAAACUCAUUCAGCAGGACAAUUCUGUGUCAGUUGAAAUCGAACAGCUAGAGAGAUCUGACGCAGGAUCCUACUCUUGCAAACUGACCAAUGCAGCAGGAAGUUGUCAGUGCAGCGGAUCCCUCAUGGUUAAAGAACCUCCCAGCUUUGUGACAUUGCCUGAGUCCCAGGCGGCUCUACCCAACAGCACUGUACGCUUCAAAGGCACAUUUAAGGGAACCCCUCCCUUCACGGUCAAAUGGUUCAAGGAGGACACAGAGCUCAUGACCGGGCCCACUUGUUUCACAGGGCUGGAGGGGCUGUCUUGCUUUUUAGAGCUCUAUUCAGUGGGUGUCACCCAGAGUGGAGUUUACUCUUGCCAAGUCAGUAACGAUGCUGGCUCUGUACGCUGUAGUGCAGACUUGAAAGUCAAAGAACCACCCGAGUUUGUGCUGAAACUCCCUGCCACUAAGUUUGUGAAGCAGGGUGAGUCACUCCGCCUGGAGUGCAAAGUCAGUGGCACAGCCCCUCUGAAAGUGACCUGGUACAAACAUGACACCAAGGUCACAGAUGGGGGCAACUACAGGACAUCAUUUGUUGACUCAGUGGCAGUCCUGGAACUGCUCUCCACCAGCUUUGAUGAUGAUGGAGUUUACACCUGCGAAGCUCAGAAUGAUGCUGGCAGUGUCAGCUGCAGCACCACACUUACCGUGAAAGACCCACCAUCUUUUGUCAAAGUACCUCAGCCCAUUGAAGGGCUUAAGGGUAAGGACGUGAGUCUGUACUGUGAGAUGAGUGGUACAGCUCCGUUCCAGAUCACCUGGUUCAAAGACAGGAAACCUCUGAUGGAAAGCAGGAAGUAUAAGAUGGUGAGUGAGGGCAGCUCGGCUACGCUGCAUGUCAUUGGGAUAGAGCCCACGGAUGCCGGUGAAUACGAGUGCAAAGUGUCAAACAGUGUAGGAAGUGACACCUGCCAGACGUCAGUUAAACUCAGAGAGCCACCGUCGUUUGUGAAGAAACUGUCAAACAUGACAGUGAAUAUGGGAGAGGAGGUGACCCUUGUGGCCACUGUUAAAGGCUCUGAACCCAUUACUGUGUCCUGGGUUCAGGACAAGGAUCACAUUCUCAGGGACGGUGACAACAGGAAAAUCACCUUUGAGAACAACCAGGUCGCUCUUAAAGUGUUUAAGGCUGAUGCAACCACGGCAGGCAAAUACACCUGCCAACUCAGAAACGAUGCUGGGAAUGUGGAGUGUUUCGCUAACUUGACUGUUCUAGAACCCGCUAUGAUCGUGGACAAGCCUGACACUCUGAGCGUGACGGCGGGCGAUAUUGCCGCCCUUGAGGUCAAAGUGCGUGGAACCCCAGAGCUCACACCAAAAUGGUUCAAGGAUGGUGUCGAGCUGGCCUCUGGGAGGAAAUACAAAAUCUCAUUUUCUCAGAUGAUUUCCAGCCUAAAUGUUCUCUCUGCUGAGAAAAUGGACUCUGGAGAAUAUACGUUUGAGGUUAUGAACCAGGUCGGGAAGGACCUGAGUAAAAUUAAUCUCACUGUCUUAGAUAAGAUCAUCCCUCCAAGCUUCUCAAGGAAGUUGAGGGAUUGUCAAACAGUGGUAGGAACAGCCGGAGAGUUGGAGUGCAAAGUGUCGGGCUCCCCACCUUUUACCAUCUUCUGGUACCAUGAUGGGGAGGAGAUUCAGAGCGGACCAAACUAUGAGAUUUCAUUCAGUAGCAACAGCUGCUCACUCAGAGUGGCCACACUGAAGCUGUCCGACUCUGGAGUUUAUAAAUGUAAAGCUGUCAACAAGGCCGGAUCCAGUGAGACCACGGCCUCGCUGGUGGUUAAAGAACCUCCAUCGUUCGUGGUGCCGCCACAGCCGGUGGAAGCCAAGCCCGGCUCUAAUGUGACGUUCUCAGCCAUGGUGAAAGGCAGCGCGCCACUUAAACUGAAGUGGUUCAGAGGAACAAAGGAGAUUAUGCCUGGACAGGGCUGUGAUUUCUCCCUGAAGGAUAACCAAGUUAUUCUGGAGCUCUUCAAAGUGGACAAAUCUCACGCUGGAGAGUACACCUGUCAGAUCAUUAAUGAUGCAGGAAAGGAGAGCUGUCCAGUUAAUCUCACCAUCAAAGAGCCGGCAGCCUUCUCUAAGAAGCUGAAGGACGUGUCAGUGGAGAAAGGCAAACCGUUAACGUUGGAGUGUAAGUACACCGGAACUCCUAAAAUCACAGUGAACUGGUACAAAGAUGGCCAGCAGAUCUUCGCUUCCUACAAAUACAACAUCACCACGACUGAGAACUCCUGCAUCCUUGAGUGUCUGAGCACUGACGACAAGGAGGCCGCCGGAAGAUACUCCUGCGAAGUGUCCAAUGACGCCGGGAAGGACAUGUGUGACGCAGCCGUGUCCAUCCUCGAGCCACCGUACUUCGUGGAGUCCCUGGAGCCCAUGGAGGUAACCUCAGGUGACAGUGUGUGUCUGAAGUGUCAAGUGGCCGGCACACCUGAGAUCAAGGUGUCAUGGUUCAAGGCCGAUGGAAAGGUGCGGUCCAGCCCCACCUGCAAGCUAGAGUACUCCAAGGGCGUGGCCUGUCUGAAGCUCAGCAAAGCCACCAAGGCUGACAUCGGAGAGUAUACCUGCAAGGCAGAGAACAAGAUAGGCUCCGCCUCCUCCACCUGCAAACUCAACGUGCUCGAGGCAAAAACGCCACCAUCCUUCCCGAAGAAGAUCACCAGCCUGCAGCAGACAAAGGGUCAGCCAGUCCGCUUCGAGUGCCGCGUCGCCGGCUCAUCACCCAUCGAGGUGUCUUGGCUGAAAGAUGGCGAGCCUCUGAGACACGGAGGCGAGUUCUCCAUGCUGUACGAUGACAACACGGCUGUGUUGGAGAUCAGCCGCGGCGAGAUGAGGCACUCCGGAGAGUACACCUGUGUGGCCACCAACAGCGUGGGCACCGCCUCCUGCAGAGCCAAGCUCACGCUGCAAGAACCCAGAUACCCGCCAGUCUUUGACAGGAAGUUGGCACCACAGGAGGUGACGGUGGGCGACAGCAUUGAGCUUGAGUGCCACAUGACUGGCUCCACCCCCAUUAAGGUCACAUGGUCCAAAGACCAUAAAGAUAUCCGCUCCGGGGGGAACUAUAAGAUCAGCUGUGUGGAGAACACGCCCCACCUGACCAUCCUGAAGGCAGAUAAAGGUGACACAGGGAGGUACUUCUGUCACGCCUCCAACGACAUGGGCAAGGACUCCUGCUCCUCUGACAUCACUGUCAAAGAGCGUAAAAACCCUCCGGUGUUCACCAAGAAGCCAUCAGAGAACAUUGAGGACAUGGAGGGCAAACUGGUGAAGAUCGAGGGCCGAGUGUCCGGCUCGCAGCCCAUGUCCAUCAGCUGGUUCAAAGACAACACGGAGAUCUACAGCUCCGACAAAUAUGACAUUAGCUUCAAGAGCAACGUGGCCGUGCUGUGCAUCAAGAGCAGCCAGGUGACGGACAGCGGCAGGUAUUCCUGUCAGGCCUCCAACGAGGCUGGAAGAAUUUCCUGUGACGUUGUCGUGGGAAUCUCAGAAGCCAAGAAGCCUCCGGUGUUCGACGUCCCUCUGAAGCCACUGACUGUGGACGAGGGCGAGAGGUUGAGUCUCAGGUGUCACGUCUGCGGAUCUCCACCUCUGAAGAUCCAGUGGAUGAAGGACAGGAAGGACCUGAUGUCCGCUGGCAGCACCAGGAUCAGCUUCUCCGACGGCACGGCCUGUCUGGAGAUCAGCCAGGCCUCCCGACACGACGCCGGAGAUUAUCUCUGCAAGGCCACCAACGAUGCUGGCACCGAGUUCUGCAAGGCUAGAGUCACCAUCAAAGAGAAACCAGGAGCAGCUCCGCCUCCUGCUGAAGCUCCAGCAGCCGCUCCAAUCAAGAAACUGGAGAACCUGUUCUUCAUCCAGGAACCCAAAACUGCGCACGUCACUGAGAAGGGCACCGCCACCUUCAUCGCCAAAGUGGGCGGUGACCCGAUCCCCAGUGUGAAGUGGAUGAAGGGGAAGUGGAGGCAGAUCACUCACGGUGGCCGGAUCUCCAUCGAGCAGAAGGGCCAGGAGUCUAAGCUGGAGAUCAGAGAGGUGACCAAGUCGGACUCGGGUCAGUACAGGUGUGUCGCUUCCAACAAACAUGGAGAGAUCGAGUGCAGUGCUGACAUGCACGUAGAUGAGAAGAAGGAGGUGGCACAGCUGGAGGGAGACCUGCGAGCCAAACUGAAGAAGACACCAUCAAAGCAGAAGAGUCCACAGGAGGAGAAGGACAUCGACAUUGUCGAGCUGUUGAGGAACGUGGACCCCAAAGAGUACGAGAAAUACGCCCGAAUGUACGGCAUCACCGACUACCGGGGCCUGCUGCAGGCCAUCGAGCAGCUGAAGAAGGAGAAGGCUGAAGAAAGUGGAAGACCGGAAGUGGAACGUGCAGACAGAGAGUCUGAUGAGGACAUGGCCCGACUGGUGGCCGACCUGCAGAAGAGAAUGGAGCGCACAGAGCCCGUCACCGUGCUGAGGGACAUCUCCGAUCAGUCCGUCUUCAUUAACAAGGAGGCGGUGUUUGAGUGCGAGAUCAAGAUCAACUACCCAGAGAUCACCCUGUCCUGGUACAAGGGCACCCAGAAACUGGACACUAGUGACAAGUAUGACAUCAGCAUCAGCGGCGACCGCCACCUGCUCAAGAUCAAGAGGUGCCAGUCGACCGACCAAGGCAACUACCGGGUGGUCUGUGGGCCUCACAUCUCCAGCGCCAAGCUCACCGUCAAGGAGGUGGAGGUUGAGAAGCACCUGCAGGACACAUCGGGUAAGGAAGGCCAGUCAUGCACUCUGUCUUGUCAGUUAUCCAUCCCUAACGUAGAGGCUCAGUGGUAUAAAAAUGGAAAGCAGUUAGAGAUGAAGGGCAGAUACACGUCGGAGGUGAAACACAAGAUUCAGAAGCUUCUGAUCAGAGACCUGAAAACUGAAGACCAGGGCAGAUACACCUGCAAGUACCAGCACCUGGAGUCAUCCGCCGACCUGUGGGUGGAAGCUGAACAAAUUCAUUUCACCAAACGCAUCCACAACAUCGAAGUCAACGAGCGCCAGUCGGCCACCUUUGAGUGCGAGGUGUCCUUCGACAAUGCUAUCGUUUCGUGGUACAAAGACACCUGGGAACUGAGAGAGAGCCCUAAGUACAACUUCACAAGCGAGGGCCGAAGACAUUUCAUGGUCAUCCGAAACGUGACCAUCGAAGACGAAGGCGUGUACUCAGUGAUUGUGAGGUUGGAGCCCAGAGGAGAGGCUAAGAGCACGGCUGAGCUUUAUUUGUCUGGCAAAGAAAUUGAAUUAGCAAUGGUUCCCUUAGAUGUCCCAGACUCCUCAGUUCAGAGGCCUGAAGUGCCUUCAUCAGUGGCAAUUCAAGAAUCUGCUGAAUACUAUCAUUAUGAAGAAGAGCUUGAACAUAGAGAAUCAGCUGAAUAUUCGUAUCACUAUGAAGAAGAGGUGGAGAUGGAGGUGGAGCAGAGAGUGGAGUUUGAGAGCUGGACAGAAGAGACAGUAAAACCACAGGUGUCCGAAACCAAAGCCAAAGCUGCCAGAGUUGCCAUUGAGGAGACAGUGGAGACCAAGAAAGUUGAAAUGCGGGAGGAACUCCCAACAAAAGUUCCCAAAGCUGAGAAAAAGCCUGAAGAGAAGCCAAGAGCAGCCGUUAAGGAACCUUCACCGCCCAAAGUACCGGAGGCCAGAAAGCCACUGGAGGAAAAGAUUCCUGUAGUUUCAGUCCCAGAGAAGAAGGAACGUCCUACUCCAAAAGAACCAGAGGAGGUUAAGAAGCCUGCUGCUCCUCCCUCGCUGCCUGCCGAGAAGCCAGGAGUGCCAAAGAAAGAUGAGCCCAAGCCUCAGGUACCAGCUGAGCCCAAAAAAGUGGCACCUGCAGCUAAGCCUGAGCCUGAGGCCAAGCCGAAACCGAAAGCUGAGCCUGAGCCAAAGCCUAAGCCCACACCGGCUCCUAAAGCAGAACCUGAGCCAAAGCCCAAGCCCACACCGGCUCCCAAAGCAGAACCUGAGCCAAAGCCCAAGCCCACACCGGCUCCCAAAGCAGAACCUGAGCCAAAGCCCAAGCCCACACCGGCUCCCAAAGCAGAACCUGAGCCAAAGCCCAAGCCCACACCAGCUCCCAAAGCAGAGCCUGAGCCAAAGCCUAAGCCUACACCGGCUCCAACAAUACCUGAAGCCAAACCAGUGUUGAAGGUCGAGCCUGAAGCUGAGCCAGUGCAAGUAGAGAAGCCAGUGACGCUUCCAUCCAAAGCCCCUGAAGAGGCUGCAAAACCAGAGCUGGCAAAGAUCAAGCCUGAACCAGCAGUAAAAAAGCCAGAGCCAGAGGCUCGAAAAGCAAAACCAGAACCAGAAAAACCAAAACCAGAAGUCCGUAAACCAGAGCCUGUUGUAACGAAGCCAGAACCUGCUGUUGCUAAGCCAGAACCUCCAGUUCCAAAACCAGAACCUGCAGUGGUCCCCAAACCUGAACCGGCAGAGGUUCCCAAACCAGAACCUGCAGAGGUCCCUAAACCAGAACCAGUGGAGGUCCCCAAACCCAAACUAAAACCUGUGGAGGUCUCCAAACCAGAACCAGUGGAGGUCCCCAAACCCAAAUUAAAACCUGUGGAGGUCUCCAAACCAGAACCCGUGGAGGUCCCCAAACCCAAACUAAAACCUGUGGAGGUCUCCAAACCAGAACCAGUGGAGGUCCCCAAACCCAAACUAAAACCUGUGGAGGUCUCCAAACCAGAACCAGUGGAGGUCCCCAAACCCAAACUAAAACCUGUGGAGGUUUCCAAACCAGAACCCGUGGAGGUCCCCAAACCCAAACUAAAACCUGUGGAGGUCUCCAAACCAGAACCCGAGGAGGUCCCCAAACCCAAAUUAAAACCUGUGGAGGUCUCCAAACCAGAACCGGUGGAGGUCCCCAAACCCAAACUAAAACCUGUGGAGGUUCCCAAACCAGAACCUGUGGAGGUCCCGAAACCAAAACCUGAGCCGGCAGUGAAAAAACCUGAACCUGAGGUGAAAGUGCCAAAACCUGAACCUCCAAAGAUCAAACCAGAACCAACACCUGCACCAAAGGAACCUCUGAAGAAAGUUCCUGUGGAGGAAAAAAUACCUGAGGCUCCAAAACCAGCCAAGAAACCUGAAGUUGCUGUUGUUCCUCCCAAAGAAGAGCCGACGAAGAAAGAGAAAGCUUUGAAGCCCAAACCUAAACUGGUACCUGAAGAGGUGCCUGAACCUCGAAAGGUGUUUGAAGAUGUAGUUGUGUCGGAGACUGAACCUGAAAAAAUACCUGAGAGACAGGAAGUCCAUGUGAAGGAAAAGACCCCUGAGAGGGUCCCAGAAAAGGUGCUUGCACCUGAGAGAAAAGUGGAGGAAAUUCCAAAGAUGGUGCCAGAAAAAGUACCUGAGAAGGUUCCUAAAAAACCACCUGAGAAAAAGAUGCCGGAGAAAGCUCCUCCUGAGAGGAAGCCAGUAGAAGUUCCCCAGAAGGUGGCUGAAGAAGAGAGAAUUCCUGAGAAGAAGCCACCUGAGGAAGUAAAACCUGAAAGGGUGCCUAAGAAACAAACAGAGAGGAUCUCUGUAGAAAAAACACCUGAGAAGGUGCCCGAAGCUAAACCUAAACGAGAGGUGGAAGAAAUUCUUCCUAAAGAAAUAGAAACUAAGAAGACUGAAAAGAUUCUGCCUCCAGUGGUUGAACAAGAGAAAAAAGUCUCUCCUCCAGAAAAAGUAGCUACCAGUCUUGUCAAGAUCGAACGAAAGAAAGGAGCUGAGAAGAUACAGGAAGUUUAUUACGUGACGGAGAAAGUGUCGCCCACGGAGGAGGUGUGGGAACACGAAGAGGUGGUGGAAGAACAUGCCGAAGUGUUGUAUGAGGACGAAGUGGCUCGUCUGGGCGAGAAGAUAGUGUCAUUAUCAGAAGUAGACAUCUUAAGUACGACAGAAAAGGCGAGAGAUAAAAAGUCUGAGCUGAGAGGUGAGAUAUCUGUUACUGACUCUUCAAAGAGAAAAGAAACCAGGGUGACUAAACACAGAGUCCCAAAAACAGAAGAAACCAUUGUUGUAGUUCAGGAACCUGAAUCUGACAGAGAUAGGGAGGUCAUAACGUUGAAGGGUAAACCUACAAAGAUAGAAGAGGAGUAUUUUAUCAAGACAAUCGAGUCACCAAAAGAGGAGAUUGCAGAUGAAAGAAAAGACAGCCUAUCAGUCAGACAAUGGCCAGAUGAGAGGGACAUUUCUAAACAAGAAACUACUGUCACAGUCAGAAAGGGACGAGAGAUAAGCAUUACAACAGAGAGCAAAGAGAGGCAAGUGAGACCGCAAACUUAUACAGUCAAAGAAACAGAGUCAGUACAAGAAAAGAUCACAUCAGUGACAGACACAGAUAAAACUAAACCAGUUAUUAUCAGCACAGAGGCAAGAAAACUAACCAAAAAGCUGGACAUCGACGAAAAGCCUUUUAGAGAAGUCACUUACGAGGAAUCGGUCGAUCAUGAUGUUGAGAUAAUAUCAGAUAUUCCAGAGGAAGAAUACAGUAGAAGUGAAGAAAUUACAGAAAUUAGAAUCCAGCAGAGAGAUGUCCCAGUUAAAGACAAGCGAACAAAAGUUAUCCCCACUGAAGUGAAAGUGGUGGAUGAGAAAACAAGUAGAAAAGAGGAACCUAGAAUUAAACCAGCAGUCAUUACUGACUCCAAAAAAGAUGAAACUGUUGCUCCUGGAAAAGUGCCCGCAAAGAAACAAGAGAUAGCUGAGCAGAAACAAGAGAAAAAGUUAAAGCCCGAUGAGAUAAUCGACACAAAGGAGAAAGUUACGGAAAAAACAAAACUUAAAGAAGAGGUGACCCCCAAGGUAAAACCAAAAGAGUCAGUAACAGAUAUCGAGCCAAAGAAGCCAAAAGUGACUGAGCAGGAGAUUGAGUUUGAGCCAGUUGCUGCAAGAACUGAAGCAGAUUACAAGAAGAAAGAGGAGCCCAAAGAUGUUCGUCCUCAGAGAGUCGAGAAGACAAAAGAAGAACCAAGUCUUUUAAUCGAGGAUACGGUUGAGACAAAACCUUCAGUCCCUUCAAAACCAGAGAAGAAAAGGAUUUCCCCAGUAACAGCUUCCAGAGAACAAGAAGUCGAGGCCAAGAAGAUUCCCAAGGUGAUUCCUGCUGCUUUGCCUCCUGAAACACAAGUCGAGAUAAAAGAAAAAAGAGCAGAGAGAGUUCCUGUGAAGGAGAAGGAGUCUCCACCACAAGUCACAGAACCACUGGUAAAGCCAGCUGCUCCUCAAGAAGAGAGAAAACCUCAGGCUGCUGUAAAGGUUGAAGAAAUUGUCCAAAGGCCUGAGAUCACUGACACAACCAAGAAGUUGGAGAAGAAGAUUACUCCGCAAGAAGAACCAAAGCCAGUGACCAAGCCAAAGCCUGUCAUAAAGGCCGAAGAACCAACCAAGAAGGUUGCAGAAGAAGAAAAGCCAGUCGUGGCAGAACAGAUAGUUCCUGAGACAGAUGAAACCAAGGGACCCGUCCAAGCACCGGGAGGAGUCAAGAAAGAGGGACAACCGGCAGAAGAAGCAGGAAGAGGUAGAGGUAGAGGCCUGAGACCCAAGCAGACCCCGUCACCUGGAGAGGGCAGGGGCCGCGGCUUGAGGCCUGGUGGAAAGGGACCAUCACCACCAGAGGAACCCUUCGGAGGAUUCAAGCUCAAAGCCGUCCCCCUGAAGUUCAUCAAGAAGCUUCAGGACAUUGUGUUACAGGAGGCAGAGUCUAUAGGCUCGUCUGCUGUGUUUGAGUGCGAGGUAUCGCCUUCCACUGCUGUCACAUCUUGGAUGAAAGAUGGCAACAAUCUCCGUGAGGACCCAAAGCACAAAUUCAUAUCUGACGGCAAAGAUCGCAAGAUGAACAUUAUUGAUGUACAGCUCUCUGACACCGGUGAAUAUACCUGUAUAGCCAAGAACGCUGGCAAGGAAAUAUCGUGCACAGCCAAACUUAUUGUUGAAGAGCUGCCAGUGAAAUGGAUCAAAGAGCUGGAGGAGGAGACCUCAGCUCUGAAGGGUCAGCCUGUGUAUAUGACCUGUGAGUUGAACAAAGAGAGAGAUGUAGUAUGGAAGAAGGAUGGCGAAGUCCUGAAGCCAAAGGCCAACAAGAUUCAGAUCAAUAUCAUUGGCUUGCAGCACGCUGUGACCAUCCAGAACUCCGCUGAGGACGACGCUGGGGCCUACUCAUGUGAAGUGGCCAACCAGGAGACUGUCAAGACUGUAACAAAUGUCAAAGUCACUGAAAUAAUCAAGGAUUGGAUUGUGAAACCACUGAGAGACCAGCAUGUGAAACCAAAGGCUGCUGCUAUAUUUAAAUGUGAGCUCUUCAAGGACACUCCCAACUGGAAGUGGCUCAAAGGAGAGAACGAGAUCACUCCUUCUGACAAGAUCGAGAUCAAGAAGGAUGGGAAGGAGCUGACGCUCACUAUCAAGAACUGUCAGCCAGAUGAUGUAGCAGAAUAUGCCAUGGAGGUGGAGGGACGCGUCUACACUGCCAAGCUAACACUAGGAGAGCGGGAAGCUGAGAUCCUGAAGCCCCUGGCCAGCGUUGAAGUGACUGAGAAGGAAGAUGCCAUGUUUGAGACGGAGAUCUCUGAGGAUGACGUUCCAGGAGAAUGGAAGCUCAAAGGAGAGGUUUUGACCAGAUCUCCGAUGUGCGACAUCCAAAUGGAAGGUGGGGUGCGUAAACUCACUCUGAAAAAUUGCCAGUUGGAUCAGGCGGGAGAAGUGUCCUACCAGGCUCUUAACGCCAUUACCAGCGCAAUGCUCAACGUCAAAGAGCGCGACAUCAAGGUUGUCCGCCCACUGUACAGUGUGGAGGUCACUGAGACAGAGACCGCCAAGUUUGAGACAGAGAUCUCAGAGGAGGACCUUCACGGCACCUGGAAACUGAAGGAAGAGACACUCCACCUGUCUGCUGAUGUGGAGAUCAAGAUGGAGGCCACCAGACACACGCUGAUCCUCUACAACUGCAAAAUGGACAUGGCCGGAACUGUAGACUUCGCGGCAGCGAAUGCCAAAUCUUCAGCUCAGCUCAGGGUCAAAGCCCGAGUGAUCGGCCUGGAGCGGCCCCUGAAGGAUGUCACUGUGACUGCCGGGGAGACCGCUACCUUCGAGUGCGAGCUGUCCUAUGAAGGCAUCGCUGUCGAGUGGUUCCUGGGGGGUACAAAGCUGGAACCAAGCGACAGAGUGGUGUUGAAGGCGGAGGCUAAAGUCCACAGUAUGACUCUGAGGGACGUCAAACUACAUGAAGCCGGACAAGUUAAACUCGUCGCCAAAGACUUCCAGACGGAGGCCAACCUGAUCGUCAGAGAGCCACCGGUGGAGUUCACUAAGCCUCUGGAGGACCAGACGGUGGAGGAGGAAGCCACCGCCACACUUGAGUGUGAAGUUUCCAGAGAAAAUGCAGAGGUGCGAUGGUUCAGGGAUGGACAGGAGAUCAGAAAGACCAAAAAGUACGAGAUGAUCGUCGAGAGCCGUAAGAGGGCGCUGCUCAUCCACGACUGCACUAUGGACGACUCGAGAACGUACACUUGUGACGCCAAAGACUUCAAAACCUCCUGCUUCCUCAACGUUGAACCUCCACAUGUCGAGUUCUCGAAGCCGCUCCAUGAUGUCGAGGUCAAAGAGAAGGAAUCUGCCAGGUUUGAGUGUGAAGUUUCCAGAGACAACGUCAAAGUCCGCUGGUUCAAAGAUGGAAGUGAAAUCAGAAAGGGGAAGAAGUAUGAAAUUAUUGCUGAAGGCCGCAAACACAUCCUCAUCGUCCACAAGUCGGUGUUUGACGACGAGGCUGAAUAUGAAUGUGAUGCAAAGACCUCCAAAUCCUCCGGCAUGCUUACUGUCGUCGAGGAGGAGGCGAGGUUCACCAAGAACCUUUCCAACGUGGAGGGAACAGAGACGGACAGCGUGAAGCUGAUCUGCGAGGUGUCCAAACCCAGCGCUGACGUCAUCUGGUACAAAGGAGACGAGGAACUGCCGGAGGGCGGCCGCCACGACCAGAUCGUGGACGGGAAGAGGAGGAUCCUCCUCAUCCAGGACCUAAAGAUGGCCGACGCGGGAGAGUACAACUGCAGGCUGAGUCCUAGCAUCAGGACAUCCGCAAACCUCAAGAUUAACGAACUGGCUGCUGAGUUCAUCUCCAGGCCUCAGAGCCAGGAGGUGGUGGAGGGUGAGAAGGCAGAGUUCACUUGCUCUGUCUCCAAGGAAACCUAUGAGGUCAAAUGGCUGAAGGACGACAGGGAGCUGGAGGCCGGAGACAAAUACCAGAUGGUCAGCGACGGCAAGAGGCGAACACUGGUCAUCAAGAACAGUGAGCUCAGAGACGAGGGCGGAUAUGUGGUGAUGAUCGGAACCACCAGAGCCAGCGCUGACCUCACUGUGCUCGAGAAACUGAAGAUCAUCACGCCGCUGAAGGACACAGAGGCCAAAGAAGGACAGGAAGUGGUCCUGAACUGUGAGGUGAACACAGAGGGAGCAAAGGCCAAGUGGCUGAAGAAGGACGAGACGAUAUUCGAGACCAGCAAGUACAUGAUGGUCCAGAGGGACAACGUCUUCUCCCUUAGGAUCAGAGACGCCCAGAAGGGAGACGAGUCCAACUACAGCAUCAACCUGACCAAUCACAGAGGAGAGCACGCCAAGAGCUCCUGCGACCUCACCGUCAAAGAGGAGAGUCUGAGGAUCGUGGUUCCAUUGGAGGACAUCGACACUCAGGAGAAGAAGACCGUCAGCUUCUCCUGCAAGGUCAACAGGCCCAACGCCACUCUGAAGUGGAUGAAGGGUGGCCAGGAGAUCACCUUCAACAAACACAUUGUCUACAGAGUAGACAAAGAGAAGCACACGCUGACCAUCAAGGACUGCACGCUGGCGGACGAGGGCGAGUACACUGCCGUAGCCGCAGACAACAAGUCCACCGCAGAGCUGAUCAUCAGCGAGGCACCUACAGACUUUGACAUGCACCUGAAGGACCAGACCAUCACCGAGUUCGAGGACGCGGAGUUCACAUGCAAGCUGACCAAAGAGAAAGCCGACGCCAAGUGGUACAGAGAUGGACGUGAGAUCAGAGAAGGACCGAGAUAUACAUUUGAAAAAGAUGGAAAGUUGUGCACCUUGCGUAUCAAGGAGUGCAGACCGGACGAUGAGUGUGAGUACGCCUGUGGUGUGGACGAUAAGAAAUCCAGAGCCAGGCUCUUUGUUGAAGAGACGCCGGUGGAGAUCGUCAGACCGCCACAGGAUAUGUUCGAACCUCCAGGCUCGGAUGUCGUGUUCGAGGUGGAGCUCAACAAAGACAGACAGGAAGUGAAGUGGUUGAGGAACAAUAUGACGGUUGUCCAGGGAGACAAAUACCAGAUGAUGAGCGAGGGUAAAAUCCACAGACUGCAGGUCUGUGAGAUCAGACCUCGAGAUCAGGGAGAGUACAGAGUCAUCGUCAAGGACAAAGACGCCAAGGCCAAGCUGGAGCUGGCAGCUGUGCCUCAGAUAAAGACCACAGACCAGACCUACGUCACAGACGCCAGGAAGCCCAUCGUCAUGGCCGUCCCCUACAGCGCCUACCCACAGGCCAAGGCCGACUGGCUGUAUAACAACCUGAGUCUGCCCAAAGACAACAUCUACACAUCCGCCGACCGCACAGAGUACCGCCUGAGGGACCCCAUGAAGGCCGACGAGGGCCGCUACAAGGUCAUCAUCAAGAACAAACACGGAGAGGGAGAAGCCUUCAUAAACCUGGAGGUUAUUGAUGUCCCUGGACCCGUGAGGAACCUGCAGGUGAUUGACACAGCCGAUGGUGAGGUCAGCCUGGCGUGGGAGGAGCCUGAAAACGAUGGCGGCGCCAAGGUCAUUGGCUACGUGGUGGAGAGACGUGAUGUGAAGCGUAAGACCUGGACGCUGGCCACUGACCAGGCUGACAGUCCAGAGUACACAGUGACCGGCCUCCAGAAAGACUCCAUGUACCUGUUUAGAGUAUGUGCCAGAAACCGGGUCGGCAGCGGACCCAACGUUGAGACUGACAAACCCGUACAGGCCAAGAACAAGUUUGAUGUUCCUGAGGCUCCUCUGAAUGUGAUCGUUGGAAACGUCAGCAAGUUUGGCUGCACCGUCGCCUGGGAACCUCCUGAGUCGGACGGAGGCUCUCCCAUCACCUCUUACGUCAUCGAGCUGCGAGACAGGACGUCUGUGAAGUGGAUGCCUGUCCAGGUGACCAAAGCUGACGAGCUCAGUGCCGUCAUCAAUGACGUCAUCGAGAACAAGGAGUACAUCUUCAGAGUCAGAGCUCAGAACAAAGCUGGCGACGGCAAGCCAAGCGCUGCCUCACGGCCCGUCAAGAUCAUGGAUCCCAUUGAGCCUCCCAGUCCCCCUCUGAAUCUGGUCUGGGAGGACCAGAACAGGACUUCGGUGAAUCUCACCUGGGAGACUCCUCUGAGGAAUGGAGGCAGCAUGAUCACCGGAUACAUAAUCGAACGUAACGAGGAAGGCAAUGACAAGUGGCUCCGCUGUAACGCCCGCCUCUGCCCAGACCUCUUCUACAAGGUGUCUGGGCUGAAAUAUGGAAACAAGUACAACUACAGAGUGUUUGCUGAAAACGCUGCUGGAGUCUCAGAGCCAUCAAACAUCGUCGGCCCUCUGCUGGCUGACGACCCACAUGUCGGUCCAACCUUGGACCUGAGUGCUUUUAAAGAUGGCCUGGAGGUGAUUGUCCCUCAGCCUCUCACCAUCAGAGUCCCCAUCACCGGAUACCCGAUCCCUGUCGCCAAGUGGACCUUAGGAGACAAGCAGCUGAGCACUGAUGACGAGCGCGUCACCAUGACGACCAAGGCCACAUUCACAGAACUGAUCAUCACACCAAGCGUCCGCCCCGACAGAGGCACUUACACUCUGCAGCUGGAGAAUGAUGUCACGUCUGUCACUGGAGACAUCGAUGUCAACGUCAUCGCGGCGCCCAGCGCUCCAAAGGACUUCAAAGUCCUGGAGGUGACCAGGCAACAUGUCCACCUGAGCUGGGAGGCACCGGAGCACGAUGGAGGAAGUCCUCUGACCGGCUACCAGGUGGAGAAACGGGAUGUGGCCCGCAAGACCUGGGUCAAGGUGGCCCAAGGUAUCCAGGAUACGGAGUUCACAGUCACUGACGUGAUUGAAGGAAAGGAGUAUCUGUUCAGAGUCACUGCCUGCAACAAGUGUGGACCAGGAGAGCCGGCGUACAUCGACGAUCCCGUUAAUGUCUCGUCUCCUGCCACCAUCCCCGACCCUCCAGAGAACCUGAAGUGGAGAGACAAGACCGCCAGUGGCAUCUUCCUCACCUGGGAGCCGCCAAAAUACGAUGGCGGCAGCGGCAUCCGAGGCUACAAUGUGGAGCGCUGCAUGAGAGGAACAGAUAAGUGGGAGCCCUGCGGGGACAUGGUGCAGGAGCUGAAGUGCCAGGUAACAGGUCUGCUUGAGGGCCAGUGGUACGCCUACAGAGUCCGAGCCCUGAACAAGCUGGGAGCCAGCCGACCCUGCAAGGCCACCGAUGAGAUCCAGGCAGUUGAUCCCAAAGAACCUCCAGAGAUCCAGCUGGACGUCAAGCUGCUGGCUGGUCUGACUGCUAAGGGCGGCAGCAAGAUCGAGCUCCCUGCCGAGGUGAAGGGUAAGCCUGAGCCCCGCGUGAAAUGGACGAAAGCUGACCUGGUCCUCCAACCAGACGACAGGGUUUCCAUCGACACCAAGCCGGGACACUCCACCGUUACCAUUGCCAAGACCAAGAGAGAUGACAGCUCCACCUACAUCAUCGAGGCCACCAACAGCAGCGGCCGUGCCACUGCCACUGUUGAGGUCAACAUCCUUGAUAAGCCCGGUCCUCCAGCUGCCUUCGAUAUCUCUGAAAUCACUAACGAAUCCUGCUUUAUGGCCUGGAACCCUCCACGUGAUGAUGGCGGCUCCAGAAUUACCAAUUACAUUGUUGAGCGCCGAGCCACAGAUAGCGAGAUCUGGCACCGGCUGUCCUCAACCGUGAAACUGACUACCUACAGAGCUGUGGGCCUGGUCAAGUUCAAGGAGUACAUCUUCAGAGUCUUCGCAGAGAACCAGUUUGGUGUUGGCCCAGCGGCUGAGCACCCAUCCAUCAUCGCCAGAUACCCCUUCGACACUCCUGGAGCUCCUUACAAGCUGGAGGCUUCAGACAUUGCCAAGGACUCCCUGACCCUGAACUGGUACGAGCCUGAUGAGGAUGGAGGCAGCCCCAUCACCGGAUACUGGGUGGAGAGAUAUGAACCCGAACACGACAGGUGGAUGAGAUGCAACAAGGUGCCCAUCAAAGACACAAACUAUAGAGUCAAAGGUCUUCCCACUAGGAAGAAGUACAAGUUCAGAGUUCUGGCUCAGAAUCUGGCUGGAACUGGAAAACCCAGCAAGGAGACAGACCCGAUCCUUGUCAAAGAUCCAUUUGAUCCUCCAUGGCCUCCUGGUAAACCCACGGUGAAGGACGUAGCUAAGACUUCCUGCUUUGUCAUGUGGACCAAACCAGAGCACGACGGCGGAGCAAAGAUCGAAGGCUACAUUAUUGAGAUGCUGAAGAGCGGUACCACAGACUGGAUCCGCACGGCAGAGAACAUCAUCCCCCUGGAAUACUUCCUGAAGGGCCUGAUGGAGAAGCAGGAGUACACGUUCAGGGUGCGAGCUGUUAACGCAGCCGGAGAAAGUGAACCCAGCGAGCCCAGCGACCCUGUGCUCUGCAAAGAGAGACUCAACCCUCCAUCGGCUCCUCGCUGGCUGGAUGUCGUCAGCAUCUGCAGAAACAGCGCUGACUUGAAGUGGGCUGUGCCAGAACGCGACGGAGGCUCACGCGUCACCAACUACAUAGUGGAGAAGCGCGACGCCAAGCGUAAAGGCUGGCAGGCUGUUGACACCACAGUCAAGGAGCUGAAGUACACCGUGACGCCACUCAAUGAAGGUUCUCUCUACGUGUUCCGUGUUGCCGCUGAGAACGCUGUUGGUGUGGGACCGUUCUGCGAGCUGGAGGACUCUGUGCUGGCUAAAGACACCUUCACUACUCCUGGGGCGCCGUAUGCCCUCACUGUCAACGCUGUGACCAAGAGAUAUGUGGACCUGAUGUGGGAGGAGCCUAAAAAUGAUGGUGGCAGACCCAUCCUCAAGUAUUCCAUUGAGAAGAAGGAGAGGCUUGGAACCCGCUGGGUGAAAUGCGGGAAGACUUCUGGUCCAGACUGUAAGUACAGAGUGACGGAUGUCAUUGAGGGAACUGAGGUUCAGUUCCAGGUCUGCGCUGAGAACGAGGCCGGCGUCGGCCAUCCAAGCGAACCCACAGAGCUCCUUGCUAUCGAGGAUCCAACAGGAGCCCCAUCGCCACCUAUCGAGCUGCAUGUCACAGGAGCCAGCAGGGACUUCCUGUCCAUUGCCUGGAAACCUCCUCAGAGAGAUGGCGGCUGCCCCAUCACUGGCUACCACAUCGAGAUGUGUGAGGCUGGGACGGAGAAGUGGAUGAGGGUUAACUCCCGUCCAGUGAAGGAGCUGAAGUACCGCGUGGAGGAAGGCGUGGUCCCCGAGAAGGAGUACAUCCUGAGAGUGAGGGCCAUCAACUCUGUCGGAGUUAGCGAGCCCUCCGACAUCUCCGAGAACGUCUUCGCCAGAGAGUCUGAGUGCAACCCGACGCUGGAGUUCCAGACUCUGGACCUGGUUGUUGUGGAAACAGAGAAGCUGCACAUCCCGGUUCCCUUCAGAGCCGUCCCAUCACCCAGGAUCACCUGGCACAAAGACGGCAAGGAGCUGAAGGCCGACGAUCGCGUUGGUUUCAGGAAGGACUACACUUCCUGUCACCUGGAGAUCGACAGCAGCCUUCAUGCUGAUGCAGGACAGUACAGAGUCACCCUGGAGAACAAUCUGGGAGCCACCAGCGGCACCAUCAACGUCAAAGUCAUCGGUCUUCCUGGUCCAUGUAAGGAGAUUUUGGCAUCUGAGAUCACAAAGAGCUCCUGCAAAGUGACCUGGGAUCCUCCAGACUACGACGGCGGCACCCCGAUCAUACACUACGUCCUGCAGCGUCGUGAGGCUGGCAGGAGGACGUAUGUCAACAUUAUGUCCGGAGAGAACAAGGUGAGCUGGAACGUCAAAGACCUCAUCCCCAACGGAGAGUUCUACUUCAGAGUCCAGGCUGUCAACAAGGUGGGAGGAGGAGAGUUCAUUGAGCUCCGCAACCCGGUCAUCGCAGAGGACCAGAAACACGUCCCUGACCCGCCGGUGGACGUGGAGACACACAACCCCACAUCCAGCACCGUCACUCUGACCUGGAAGCCUCCCAUGUACGAUGGCGGCUCCAAGAUCAUGGGCUACAUCCUGGAGAAGCAGAUGAAGGGCGAGGACAAGUGGGAGAGGUGCAACGACUUCCUGGUGCCCGUCCUGUCUUACACCGUCAAAGGGCUGAAGGAGGGCAAGAUGUACACAUUCAGAGUCAAAGCCGAGAAUGUUGCUGGGCUCAGCGAGCCGUCACGCAACACGCCGUUUGUCAAGGCUUCGGAGGCCAUCGAUCCUCCGAAGGUCUUCCUGAGCGGCAGCCUGCAGUCCGGCCUCAGCUUGAGGCGCGGCUGUGACAUCUGCCUGGACGCCAACAUCUCUGGCGCACCGUACCCUGAGAUCACCUGGUACUGGAACAACAAGGUGAUCCGUCCGGAGCCGCUCCGCAAGAGGCCCGAGAGACCCCUGAAGAAGAAGGUGGAAAAGAAGGAGGAGAAGAAAGAGGAGGUAGAGGCCGAGAAGAAGGAGGGAGAGGAGAAGAAGGAGGAGGAGAAGAAGGAGGAGAAGAAAGAGGAGGUGGCAGAGCCUGAGGUGGAGGAGAUCGACUAUCCGACCAUUAAUGAACGUCUGACCAUCAACAACAGCCGCAGGGGCGUGUCCUCUGUCAUCAUCAAGGACUCGUACCGCCCUGACCACGGCGUCUACAUGGUGAAGGUGGAGAACGACCACGGCAUAGCCUCAGCAACCUGCGAGGUCAACGUGCUCGAUACUCCCGGGCCUCCGGUGAACUUCAAAUUUGAGGAGCCAAGGAAGAACUCUGUGAUCUGUAAGUGGGAUCCUCCUCUGGACGACGGUGGCAGCGAGAUCCUCAACUACACCCUGGAGCAGAAAGACAACUCCAAGCUGGAGAUCGGCUGGAGCUGCGUCACCUCCAUGCUGACAGGAUGCCGCUUCCUGGUGCCCAAACUCAUCGAGAAGAAGGAGUACUUAUUCAGGGUCACCGCGGAGAACAGGUUCGGCGCGGGCCCGUACUGCGUCUCCAAACCACUUAUCGCCAAGAAUCCAUUCGACCCUCCUGAUGCUCCUGAUAAGCCAGAGGUUAAUGACAUCACAGCCGAAACCAUGCUGGUCACCUGGACCCCACCAAACGACAAUGGCAGCCCCAUCAUUGGCUACUGGGUGGAGCGCCGUGAGAUCAAUAGCUCACGCUGGACACGUGCCAACAAGAACAUUGUCCCAACCACUGAGCUGAACGUUGGAGGUCUAAUGGACGGGCUGACUUACAUCUUCAGGGUGGCAGCUGAAAACCAGGCCGGCCCCGGAAAGUUCAGCGUCCCCACCGAACCCAAGAUGGCCCAGGCUCGCAUCCUGCCUCCUGGACCACCGAUUGCUCGAGUGGCCACGACCACCGACCACUCCAUUGAAGUAGAGUGGGACCCACCUGUUGACAACGGUGGAGGAGAGAUCAUUGGUUACCAUGUGGAAAAGUCCCUGGCUGGUUCCAAGGAAUGGUCCAGAGCUUCAGAGCAUAUGACGAGGGCCCGGACUUUCACUGUCUAUGGAGUCCGUGAGAAAGCCAAGUACAUGGUCAGAGUCAUUGCCUGCAACGCUGCCGGAGAGGGAACGCCAGGAUUCACAGAGGCUGUGAUUGUGAUGAAUCCAGCAGAGAUGCCAGUGAUUGAAAUGGACCUGGCCGUCAAGAGCGGCAUGAUUGUCAGAGCCGGAACGACACUCCUUAUACCUGCUAAAGUCACAGGUAAACCCUACCCAUUCAUUUCCUGGACCAAGGACGACGGCAAACUUGACAAAGACCGUGUGGAGGUCCUCACUGAGGGCGAAAACAGCAUCAUUUCAGUCCAGAAUUGCCAGAGGAAGGACUGUGGCAAAUAUACAAUUUCUGCUUGCAACCCCAGUGGCAUCAAGAAUGUUUCGGCUCGAGUGGAAGUAGUGGAUACUCCUGGACCUGUAACGGAUCUGAAGCCUGUUGUCGUCACUCGCAAGAUGAUCUUCCUUAACUGGGAUGACCCAGUGGAUGACGGCGGCAGUGAAUUGACCGGCUUCCUCGUGGAAAGAAAAGAAGGCAAGAUGCACACAUGGAGGCAACCUGUUGAAACCAUUUCAUCCAAGUGCGAGUGUUCGGGCAUCGUGGAGGGAAAGGAGUACAUAUUCCGUGUCUUUGCCAAGAACAAGUAUGGCUUGGGAGUGCCCGUAGAGCUGGAGCCCAUUCUUGCUGUUGACGCACAGGCUCCUCCAUCAAACCCUGAGAAGUUCAACUACACCGAGCGCACCAAAGAUUCCAUCACGCUGACCUGGAAGCCACCUCGUAAUGAUGGCGGCAGCCCUAUCCUUGGCUACAUUGUUGAGAAGAAGAGGCAAGACCAGCAGGCCUUCGAGCCAUGCAACAAGGAGCUCUGCACUGACUUGACCAUGACUGUAGGGGGCCUGGAGGAUGCCUGGCCGUAUGAGUUCAGGAUCAAGUGUGUCAACGCAUUGGGAGAGAGUGAGCCAACCAUCCCGUUGACAGUGAUCAUCCAAGACGAUGAAGUUCCUCCCGAGGUUCACAUGCUGACAAAGGGCGAGUCCAUUACUGUAAAGAAGGGUGAGCUCAUUGAGAUCCCUGCUGAUAUCAUCGGCCUCCCCAUCCCGAAGGUUGAGUGGGACAAAGAUGAUGUGGUGAUCGCUAAGCCCACUGAUGCUCUGCUGAUUGACACGGUGGUGACCGGCAGGCUGAACGCAAAGACCAAACUGUCCAUCCCAGAAGCCAGCAGGAAGGACUGCGGCAGCUUCACUGUAACUGCCUCAAACAAUAUGGGCUCAGCCAAGCACACCAUCUAUGUUACGGUUUUGGACCGACCAACUCCACCCAGGAAUGUGACGGUGACCAGCGUCAAGGCAGAGUGUUGCUACCUCAGCUGGGAUGCACCAGUGGAUAAUGGUGGCAGCGACCUGACCAAUUACAUUGUUGAGAAGAAGGAAGUGGUGACAGGGGAGCCGGAGCAGGAAGGUGAACCUCAGUGGGAGUUAGUUACCAACAGCAUCAUUGAGAAGAAAUACGGGGUGUGGAACCUGGAGAACAACAAGUCCUACAUGUUCCGGGUCAGAGCUGAGAAUCGUUACGGUAAAUCUGACCCCUGCGGAUCGAAGGAGGUCCAGAUCAUAGACCCAUUCGGCCUUCCUGGCGCACCAGAGAAACCAACCAUCGCAGAGUACUCGAGGACCACCAUGACCCUAACAUGGGAGCCUCCCAGAGACACUGGCGGCUCUAAGAUUAUCGGCUACUGGCUGGAGAAGAGGGAGAAAGGCACUGCCUACUGGGCCAAAGUCAACAAGACGCCCAUCACCAAGAGGGGCAUGAAAGGCUGGGAGUACCAGACAAAUCGUCUUAUGGAAGGAACAGAGUAUGAGUUCAGAGUUGCUGCCACCAAUUCUGCAGGAACUGGACCAUUCAGCGGACCGUCUGACUCUGCCUUUGCUGUUGAUCCAAUCACUCCUCCAAGUAUGCCUGCCGCUCCUGUGGUGGCUGAUAAGACAAACCACAAUGUCACGCUGUCCUGGAAGCCGCCAGAGAGUGAUGGAGGAAGCCCGAUCAAAGGCUACAUCAUCCAGAUCCAGGAUGAGGGCAAAUCAGACUGGGCGAGGGUGAACGACCUUGACAGCCUCAACCCCACCACUGAGUUCACCGUACCCAGCCUACGGCCGCUAAAACGUUACCGCUUCAGGAUCAUCGCCGUCAACGCCAUUGGGGAGUCUGACCCCAGCCCCCGCACCACCGAGGUUCUGAUUGAAGAUGUCCAGCUUGCACCUGCCAUCUCCAUCGACAUAUUGAUGGAGGACCUGCUGUGCAUCCCUGCUGGAGAUCCAAUCAGGAUCCCGGCCACCAUCAAAGGCCGCCCUGCUCCCAGGGUAACCUGGGACUUUGAUGGCAAAGCCCCGACGCACAAGAUAAACAAGCUGCACACAUUGCCAGUCGACGCCCAGGUUGAAUCUACGGACACAACGUCCGUUGUAAACAUCCCUGUCAGUCUGAGGAGCCACUCUGGACGCUACACCAUCACCGCCAAGAACAAGUCUGGACAGAAACAUGUUAACGUCAGAGUCAUCGUCCUCGACGUCCCCGGACCUGUAAAGGAGCUGAGGGUCACUGACAUCACCAGGUCAACCGCCAGGCUGAUCUGGAAACUCCCUGACAGCGAUGGAGGAGAGAGAAUCAAGAGCUACUUUCUUGAGAAGAAGAGUCUCUCUGACAAGGCCUGGACAACGGUGAAUGCAGCCUGUGCCAGCCAGGCCUUCGUGGUGCCAGGCCUACUGGAAGGUCAGAAAUACCACUUCAGGGUCCGAGCUGAAAACAGACUUGGAUUCGGUCCAUUCACCAUCACCACUGAUCCCAUCCUGGCCAGAGACCCCAUCUUCCCCCCUGACCCUCCCACCAAGCUGAAGAUUAACCUGGUGACAAAGACCACCGUCACUCUGAGCUGGGAGCCUCCCAAAAACAACGGUGGUUCUCCAGUGAAGCAUUACAUCAUCGAGCGUUUGAGCUGGGACACCAGCGGCAAAGAGAAGGAGACGUGGAAGCAGUGCAACAAGAGAGACGUGGAGGACCUCACCUUCGUGGUGGAGGAUCUGAAGGAGGGAGGAGAAUAUGAGUUCAGAGUAAAAGCCGUGAAUGCCGCUGGACCAGGCCGACCCUCCGCCACCGCUGGACCCCUGAUCAUCAAGGAUCAGACAUUUGCUCCCACCAUUGAGCUGCGUGAGGCCAUGGAAGGCGAGGAGGGCUGUGAUGUCAGUGUUGUGGCGAAGGUGGCCGGCUGUCCGUUCCCCACGCUCACCUGGCAUAAAGCCAGCGUGGCCAAACCUGAGGAGAAGGCUCCCAUCCAGUAUGACCAGCAUAUGAACAAACUCGUGACCCACGAUAAGUGCACACUGCUGAUCCAGCAGGCCAGCAGACACGACACCGCCCUCUACAGCCUGACGGCCUCCAACAGUCUAGGCAGCAUCAGCAAGACGAUCAAGGUCUCCAUUUACGGACCUCCCAGUGCACCUAUUGGACCCAUCAAGUUCACCGAAGUGUUUGCGGAGAGGAUCGGCCUGGCCUGGAACCCUCCCACAGAUGACGGAGGAUCUAAGAUUACCAACUAUGUGAUUGAGAAGCGUGAGGACAACAGGAAGUCCUGGGUCCACGUCUCCAACGACCCCAAGGAGUGUGCCUAUGUGGUGACCCGACUGACGGAGAAUCACGAGUAUGAGUUCAGAGUCAUGGCCCAGAACAAAUUUGGAGUCGGUCCUCCUCUGGUCAGCGAGCCAGAGAAGGCCAGAAACCUCUUUACCGUCCCCGGUCAGUGUGAGAAGCCAACUGUGGAUGACGUCAGUCUGGAGUCGAUGACCGUCCACUGGGAAGAGCCCAAGUACGAUGGUGGCUCCCCCAUCACGGGCUACUUUGUGGAGAAGAAAGAGACCACUGCCAAGCGCUGGAUCCGCGUCAGCCGCGACCCAAUCCGAGCCCUCCCUCUGGGCAACAGCUGGUUUGUCACCGGCCUGCAGGAGGGCGCCAUGUACCAGUUCAGGGUCAUUGCUGUCAAUGCCGCCGGCUGCGGUCUGCCCAGCAUGCCCUCUGAUCCCAUACUCUGCAGAGACCCCAUCAAGCCUCCCGGCCCGCCCACUCCUAAGGUGACGGACUGGACAAAGUCGACGGUGGAGCUGGAGUGGAUCCCUCCUCUGGUGGAUGGAGGGUCAAAGGUCACGGGCUACAUUGCAGAGUUCAAGGAGGUGAACAAGGAGGAGGAGGAGAAGAAAGCUCAGAGGAAGCUGCUGCUGAGCGGCGCUGAGGAGGAGAAGGAGCCAGAGACCGACGAGGGCUGGGCAAAGGCGAAGGACACAGAGGUCAGAGGAACCAAAUACAUGGUUACCGGUCUGAAGGAAGGUGGUCUGUACCGCUUCAGAGUCCGAGCUGUGAAUGCUGCAGGAGUUGGAGAACCAGGAUAUGUGUCUGAGAUGAUCGAGGUCAAAGACAGAACAAUUCCUCCUGAGAUGGACCUGGAUGCCUCGGUGAAGGAGAGGAUUGUGGUCCAUGCCGGCGGCACCAUCCGCAUCAUUGCCUAUGUGUCCGGUAAGCCCACCCCGCAGAUCACCUGGUGCCGUGACGACGCAGAGGUGCCCAAAGAGGCUGUGGUGGAGAAGACGGGCAUCUCCAAUUCACUAGUCAUAAAGAACUGCAAGCGCCAACACCAGGGCAUCUACACGCUGAGCGCCAAGAAUGAGGGAGGAGAGAGGAGGAAGGCCAUCGUCGUGGAGGUCCUUGACGUUCCUGGACCCGUCGGUCUUCCCUUCGCUGGCGAGAAUCUGACCAACGACUCCUGCAAGCUGACCUGGUCCUCCCCUGAGGACAAUGGCGGCUCGGCCAUCACCAACUACAUCAUUGAGAAGAGGGAGUCAGACCGCAUGGGCUGGACCUCAGUGUCCUACACGGUGACGAGGAACAAUGCCGUGGUGCAGGGACUCCUCGACGGCAAGGGCUACUUCUUUAGAAUCGCAGCCGAGAACAUCAUUGGCAUGGGACCUUUCAUCGAGACCGACAAGAUGGUUCUCAUCAAGGACCUCAUCUCGGUCCCGGAGCGUCCAGAGGACCUGAUCAUCACGGCCGUCACCAAGGACUCCAUCUCCAUCGCCUGGAGACCACCCAAGUAUGAUGGCGGCGCCGAGGUGACUGAGUACAUCCUGGAGACCCGCAUGGUCGGCCGGGACAGCUUCACACGAGUAGGUGGAGACACUAAGCUGAUGGACAGGAAGUUCACCCUGACAGGACUGAAGGAGGGCUCGACCCACGAGUUCAGAGUUUCUGCCGUCAACCAGGUCGGAAAGGGUAAAUCCUCCUUCGCCACCAAACCUGUCCAGUGCAAGGAUGAGCUUGAACCGCCCACUCUGGACCUGGACUUCAGGGACAAGAUGAUGGUGAAAGUGGGAGACACCUGCACACUGUCAGGACGCUACGGCGGCAAACCAGCGCCAACAAUCACCUGGAAGAAGAACGACGAGGAGCUGAAGGCGGAUGACGAGAUCAGUCUGCACAGCACUGCCCGCCACUUGAGCCUCACCAUCAGCAAGACCAAGAGGGAUCACAGUGGGCACUACGGUGUCAGCCUGGAGAAUGCUGCCGGAACUCGCACAGGAAUCUGCACCAUCAUUGUGGUCGACCGUCCACAACCUCCAGAGGGCCCCGUCAUUUUCAACGAGAUCUACAGGAACUGCAUGGUGAUCUCCUGGAACCCUCCGCUGGAUGACGGAGGCUGUGCCGUCUCCAACUACAUCAUUGAGAAGAGAGACACCAACAGAGACCUGUGGAUGCCAAUCACUGCCUCCUGCACCAGAACCACCUGCAGGGUGCCAAAGCUGAUCGAAGGUCGUGAUUACAUCAUCAGGAUCAUGGCUCAGAACAUCUACGGCAUCAGUGAGCCCCUGCUGUCCGCAGAAACCAAGGCCAGAGACAUCUUCAGGGUGCCCGACGCUCCUAAACAGCCCACAGUGAAGGAGAUCUAUCAUGACUCUGCCCUCAUCAGCUGGGAGCCACCUGCUGAUGGAGGAAAGCCAAUCACAGGCUACAUUGUGGAGAGGAAGGAGACCAUGGCCAAAAGGUGGGUUCGCUGCAACACAGACAGAAUCUUUCCGAAGGUAGAGUACUGGGUGACAGAGCUGCUGCAGGGCUGUGAGUACGAGUUCAGAGUCAGCGCUGAGAAUGUGGUGGGAGCCGGAGACCCGAGCCCACCGUCCAAACCUGUCUUCUCUAAAGAUCCCAUCGUGAAACCAAGUCCACCGCUGAACCUUGAGGCCAUUGACUUCACCAAGGAGUCAGUGACUGUGUCCUGGGAGCCGCCUGCUGACACUGGCAGAGGAAAGAUCUUCGGAUACCUGGUGGAGUACCAGAAGGCUGGAGAGGAGGAGUGGCUGCAGGGGAACCAGACUCCAGACUCCUGCCAGGAGACCAAGUUUAAAAUGGUCGGCCUGGCUGACGGAGCUCUGUACCGCUUCAGAGUCAUGGCUGUCAACGCUGCUGGAGUGUCUGAUCCGGCUAACUUGAAGGAGCCAAUCAGAGUACAGGACAGACUUGAGCCCCCAGAGCUCAUUCUGGAUGCUUCAAUGACCCGUGAGGUGAAGGCCAGGGCCGGCACUCACAUCACUCUGAUGGCCGCCAUCAAGGGUGUCCCAUUCCCUACCGUCACCUGGAAGAAGAACGAUGCCGAGGUGCCCACCAGGGCCGACAUUGACACCAACACGGCAGGCACAAAGCUGGAGAUGAGGUUCUGUCACCGUGGUGACUGUGGAGAUUACACGCUUACUGUGGAGAACCCGGCCGGAUCCAAGACCGCCACCUGCACCGUGCUGGUUCUUGACAAACCUGGUCCCAUCCAGCACCUCCGGGUGUCUGACGUCAGGAGCGACUCUGCCUACCUCUCCUGGAAGGACCCAGAGGACAACGGUGGUACUCGCAUCACUAACUUUGUGGUGGAGAAGAAAGACACGGCGUCCACUCAGUGGGUCCCUGUCUGCUCCACAUCCAAGAAACGCAGCAUGACGCUGAAGCACCUGAUGGAGGGCACAUCCUACACAUUCAGAGUUGCUGCUGAGAACAUAUACGGCCGGAGCGAAUAUGUCCAGACGCCGAAGGCCAUCAAGGCCAUGAACCCACUCUUCCCUCCUGGUCCUCCCAAAGACCUGCACCACACCGACGUGGACAAGACUGAGGUGUGGUUGGUCUGGAACUGGCCCGAUCGCAAUGGUGGAAGUGAGAUCACAGGCUUCCUGGUGGAGUAUCAGGAAGAGGGAGAGAAGGAGUGGUACGAGUGGAAGACUGUGAGCAUCCCUGAGAGUCAUGUGAAUGAAGGCUUGGAGGAGGGAAAGACCUACCGCUUCAGAGUGAGGGCUGAGAAUGCCAUUGGCCUCAGCAGACCUGACACCACUGUGCCUAUCCUCUGCCAGGAGAAACUGAUUCCUCCAAUUCUCGAGGUGGACGUUAAGUUCACUGAGGGCAUCAUCGUAAAGGCUGGCACCACCAUCAGGCUGCCAGCAAUCAUGAAAGGAAUGCCUGUUCCCAGCGCCAAGUGGUCCAUCGAAGGAGAGGAGAUCAAAAGCCAGGGUAACACCAAGAUCGACACGGACAACUUCUCCACUGUGCUCAGCAUUAAUGAGUGCACCAGGAACCACACCGGCACCUACCUGCUCACUGUGUCCAACCCAGCUGGAACCAAGACGGCGGCCUUGAACGUCACUGUCCUGGAUGUUCCCGCUGCUCCCAUUGGACCUCUCAACAUCCUGGAGGUCACUCCGGACUCCAUGAUGAUUGAAUGGCGUCCUCCCAAAGACGAUGGCGGCAGCCCUGUCACCAACUACAUUGUGGAGAAGAGAGAGUCCAACAAGGGGACCUGGGGAAGUGUGAGUUCUGGUAGCCUUGCCACCAAGAUGAACAUCACCCGCCUCCAGAGGGGAGUCGAAUAUGUGCUUCGCAUUCGUGCUGAGAACAAAAUGGGCAUCGGUGCUCCUCUGGAGAGCAAGCCCACUGUCGCUGAGCACUCCUUCAUGCCACCCAGCCCACCUGGCAAGCCACAGCCCUCUGAUAUUUCAGAGGAUUCUGUUACACUCGGCUGGACCAUGCCCCUGUCUGACGGAGGCAGCCAGAUCUUUGGCUACAUCAUUGAGCGCAGACACAAGGGAGGAAAAUGGAUCCGUGUAAACAAAAUACCCUGCAGGGACCUGAGGUACACAGUUCUGGGUCUGUUUGAGGGUAAUGAAUACGAGUUUAGAGUAUUUGCUGAGAAUGUUGCUGGCUACAGUGGCCCCUCUCCUAUCUCCGACCCCUGCAAGCCCUGCAGGCCCAUCACCGUCCCCAGCCCCCCUGUCAACCCCAAACUUAAAGAUUGCAGCAAGUCCACUGCUGACCUGGUUUGGACCAAACCCAACAAAGAUGGAGGCAGCCCUAUCCUGGGCUACAGUGUGGAAAUGAAGAAGGCAGAUACUGAAGAAUGGAAAAAGGUGAACCUGGAGGACUUCAUCAAGCAGUGUGCCUAUACGGUGAAGGGUCUGGAGGAGGGUGUGACUUACAGAUUCAGAGUCUUCGCUUCAAACAUGAUUGGAGAUGGAGAGCCCAGAGAAAUCCCAGAGUCCGUCACUGCUCAGGAUAUCCUGAUCCCUCCAGAGAUUGAGAUGGAUGCCAGCUGCCGCGAGCGUGUCACUGUGCGUGUCGGACACAACAUCAACAUCACUGGCUACAUCAAGGCUCGCCCCGACCCAGAAGUGCUUUGGUCAAAGGAGCAGACAGUUCUGGAGAAAAGCAAACGUGUCUUUAUCACGCAGAACCUCCCUCUGGUCCAUCUGAGGAUCAAGGAAGCCACAAGAGAUGAUCAUGGAAAAUAUAUCCUGAAGGCUUCAAAUGAGGGUGGCGAGGCAUCUUGCACAAUCACAGUGAAUGUUCUAGACAGACCCACCCACUGCCAGAACUUGCAUACCACCUAUGCCACUAGGGACUCAUGCAUGAUCAACUGGGAGGCCCCCAAGGACAAUGGUGGAUCCGAGAUCACCAACUACAUAGUAGAGUGCCGUGAGCCCAGCAUUAGCAUGUGGUCUAUGAUCACCUCCAACUGCACCAAUCGCAAGAUCAAGGCCAAGCUGAUGGAGGGCCAUGAGUACUUGUUCCGUGUCUGUGCUGUGAACAAGAUAGGCCCGGGACCCUGUGUGGAAACCAAGACCCCUCUGCUGGCAAUCGACCCCAUUGAGAAGCCUGGUGAGCCUGAGAACUUCAGAGUCACUGACAUUGGUAAGAACUACGUCUAUCUGAGGUGGAGGAAGCCUGACUAUGAUGGUGGCAGCCUCUAUCUCUCCUACAACCUGGAAUGCAAAACCAAAGAUGCUGAAGAGUGGGAGAAACUCAACACCGGCACUCUCACUAACACAUUCUUCUUGGCUGACAAGUGUGUAGAGAACCAGACAUACACCUUCAGGGUCCAGACUGUCAAUGAAGGAGGUGAAAGUGCUUGGGUAAAACUUGCUGAUAUUCUGGUGAAGGAGGAGUUGCAGAAGCCUGUCCUGGAUCUGAAGCUGGCUGGAGCUUUGACAGUGAAGGCAGGAGAGUCAGUCAGGAUGGAGGCUGGCCUGAGAGGAAAGCCUCAGCCUGAGGUCAAAUGGACGAAAGACAAGGCUGUCGGAGACAACCCAAGAAUCAGCGUGGAAACUGGCCCUGACUACUCCAAGUUCCUUAUGACCAAGUCCAGACGCACCGACAGUGGAAAGUAUAUCAUCACUGCCACUAAUUCGCUGGGCACCUUCACGGCAUAUGCCACCGUUAAUGUCCUGGACGUCCCCGGCCCAGUGAGGGACCUCAGGGUUACUGGCAUCGGGUCCGACAAGUGCAGAGUGGUUUGGGAUCCUCCAGAGGAUGAUGGAGGUUGUGAGGUGGACAGCUACAUCCUGGAGAAAUGUGAGACCAGGAGGAUGGUCUGGUCCACAUACUCAGACUCUGUGGUCACACCGUACUGCAAUGUUACUCGUCUAGUGGAGAACAACGAGUACAUCUUCAGAGUGAGGGCUGAGAACAAGAUGGGAACCGGCCCCGCCAUGGAGAGCAAGCCCGUCACUGUCAAGACUCAGUUGAACAGACCUGGACCUCCAGAUGCCCCUGAGGUCACCAAGGUCAGUAAAGAUGAGAUGACUGUUGUUUGGGCUCCUCCUGAGAAUGAUGGAGGAAAGUCUAUUACUGGCUACAUCCUGGAGAGGAAAGAGAAGAGGGCAGUGCGCUGGGUGCCAUGCACCAAGAGCCCCAUCUCUGAGAGACGCAUGAAAGUUGCCAAUCUGAUCCCCAAUCAUGAGUACCAGUUCAGGGUGAAGGCUGAAAAUGAAGUAGGCCUGGGAGAGCCCAGCAAACCCUGCAGACCAGUUGCAGCCAAAGAUCCCAUUGAGCCCCCUGGCCCUCCUGCCGGCCUGAAGGUGGGCGACAGCACCAAGACGUCUAUCACCCUGUCCUGGUCUAAACCAGUGUAUGACGGCGGUGCACCCAUCAUCGGCUACAGCUUGGACAUGAGGCUGAAGAGCGAGGCAGACCCUGAGAAGCCCACUGAGGGCUGGAAGAGAAUUGACACCCGUGGCCCAUUGGUGCUCACAGAGUUCACCAUCGGCCAGCUGGAUGAGAAGCAGGAGUAUGAAUUCAAGGUGUCCGCCAAAAACCAAGUGGGCUGGGGACGUCAUGCCUACUUGAAGGAGGCCGUCUCCCCCAAGGAGAUCCUGGAGGCUCCAGAGAUUGACCUGGACGCCAGUCUGAGGAAAGGUCUGUCCGUUAGGGCUGGAUGUCCAAUCAGGCUUUUUGCUGUGAUCAGAGGAAGACCCGCCCCCAAGGUUACCUGGAAGCGCUUGGGUGUGGAUAACGUGAUACGCCGAGGUCAUGUGGACCAGGUUGACACCAUGUCCUUCCUGGUCAUCCCUGAGAGCACCAGAGAGGAUUCUGGGAGAUACUCGCUGACUCUGUCGAACUCAGCCGGAGAGAAAGCCGUGUUUGUCCGUGUCAAAGUCCUUGAUACUCCUGGUCCCGUUGGUGGCCUGGAGGCAACCAACGUUACCAAGACGACAGCUCAGCUGUCCUGGUUGCCACCAGAAAAUGAUGGUGGCAGCCCCAUCCUCAACUACAUUGUGGAGAAACGGGAGGUGGACCGGAAGACCUGGAACAAGUGUACAGAAGACCUGAAGAAGACUAGCUUUAAGGUGACCAACAUGACUCCUGGGAUUGAGUACUACUUCAGAGUCACAGCCUGCAACAAGUACGGCAUCGGAGUUCCUCAGGACUCACCCAAAUCCUAUCUGGCUGUUGACCCCAUCAGUGAGCCAGACCCUCCGAAGAAGAUGGAUGUGUUGGAGAUCACCAAGAAUAGCGCCACACUGGGCUGGCUGAAGCCACUCAGGGACGGAGGAGCCAAGAUCAAUGGUUAUGUGGUGGACUACCAGGAGGAGGGAGCGCCUGAGGACAAGUGGACACCUUAUUCUGUGGUCAGGGACCUGACCAUCGUGGUGGUUGGUCUGAAAGAGGGAAAGAAGUACAAGUUCAGAGUGGCAGCCAGGAACUCAGUGGGAGUCAGCUUGCCCCGAGAGGCAGAGGGAGUGUUUGAGGUCAAGGAGCAGCUCAUGGCUCCUAAGAUCAUCAUGCCAGACAUCAUGACGUUCAGAGCUGGAUCCAAGAUGGUGGUUGAGGCCAUUGUGGCAGGUAAACCCCCUCCCAUCUGCAAGUGGAAGCAAGGCAACGAGGAUGUGCUGACCUCUGACCGGCUGUCUGUUGUAAAGACGCUGACAUCCUGCACGCUUAUCAUCAAGAAUGUGACGAGAAAGGACAGCGGCUACUACAGCCUGUCAGCUGAAAACAGCACCGGCAAGGUCAACCAGAUCCUCAGAGUCACCAUCAUGGACAUUCCUGGACCCCCUGAAGCUCCUCUAGAGAUCACUGAACAGGACAUUGAUGCCUGCACGCUGCUCUGGAACCCUCCACCGGAGGAUGGCGGCAGCAACAUCACCAACUAUAUUGUUGAGAAGUGUGACAUCAGCCAGGGUGACUGGAUCACCAUGUCCCCAUCCUGCACCAAAACCAGCUUCAGAGUUACCAAACUGACACCUGGCAAAGAGUAUGGCUUCAGAGUCCGUGCUGAGAACAGGUUCGGCAUCGGUGCACCCAUCUACUCUGAGAGGAUGAUUGCAAAAUAUCCAUUUGAUCCUCCCAGCGAGCCCAGAAACCUGCAGAUCAACAAGGUCUUCAAGGACUUCGUCAUCCUGUCAUGGGAGCGUCCCAGCAAUGACGGUGGAACCCCCAUCACUGGAUACUGCAUCGAGAAGAAGGAGAGGAACAGCAUCCUGUGGGUGAAGGCCAACGAGUCCAUGGUCAAAGCCACCCAGUACACCUGCAGCGGCCUGAUGGAGGGCCUGGAGUACACCUUCAGGGUGUCGGCACACAACUUGGCUGGACAGGGCAAACCCUGCAAGCAGACUGACUUCAUCACCGCCAGGACUGCAGUUGACCCACCAGGUAAGCCCGAGCCCAUGGAUGUGACCAAGAACUCUGUCUUGCUUGUCUGGGGCCGUCCCAAGCAUGACGGUGGCAGCAAGCUGAUUGGCUACUUCAUGGAGUACAUGAAGCCUCCAGAGGAAAAGUGGGUACGCUGCAAUGCCAACUGCAUGAACAUCCAGACGGAAAGCUACGUGGUGAGCGGCCUGGAGGAGGGUCAGCGGUACCAGUUCAGAGUCAUCGCCAAGACGGCCAUCAAUACCAGCCUGCCAUCAGAGCUGUCCGACCCCAUUGCCAUCAUUGCAGAGAACGUUCCUCCUCGUGUGGAGCUUGGUGUCAAUAUGAAGAACCUGAUUGUGGUUAAAGCUGGAGAGAACAUCUCCCUGGAUGCUGAGGUGUUUGGCAAGCCACUACCCAAGGUUAGCUGGAAGAGAGACGGCGUGCCUCUGGUUCUCGCCGAAGGAAUGAAGAUGAGCCAGAAGAAACAUGUCCACCUGCUGGACCUGUUCUGUGUCACCAGGAAGGAAUCUGGAGACUACACCAUCACUGCUGAGAAUGCCCAUGGCUCCAAGUACGCCACCAUCAAGGUCAAGGUGCUUGAUAAACCAGGGCCCCCGGCCUCAAUCAAAAUCAGUAAGGUGUUUGCUGACCGCGUUAAGCUGCGAUGGGAGCCCCCACUCGCAGAUGGUGGCUCUGAGAUCACCAACUACAUCAUCGAGAAGCGUGAGACCAGCAGAGCCAACUGGGCGCUGGUCACCUCCAACAUCCAUGGACAUAUCACAGACACCUCAGUGGAGAAACUCAUUGAAGGACAUGAGUAUCAGUUCAGAGUCAGCGCUGAGAACCAGUAUGGUGUGGGAGAUGUCAUCAUGACAGACCCUGUCAUGGUCAAGAACCCGUACGAUGUUCCCGGUCCAUGCGAGCCACCCGUCAUCACCAACAUCACUAAGGACUCCAUGACAGUGAGCUGGAAGGCUCCAGCCAACGAUGGCAAAUCCCCCAUCCUGGGCUACAUGGUGGAGAAACGUGAAGCCACUGAGCUGACCUGGGCUAAGGUCAACCGCCGGCCGGUCAUCGACAGGACCAUCAAGGCCGCUCAACUGACAGAGGGCUCUGAGUAUGAGUUCAGAGUCAUUGCCAUUAACAAGGCCGGUCUGGGCAAACCCAGUGACGCAUCUAACGCUGCACUGGCUGUUGAUCCAGUCUAUCCUCCUGGCCCACCUGCCUUCCCCAAGGUGGUGGACUCUACCAAGAGCUCCAUCAGCCUCAGCUGGACCAAACCAGCGUACGACGGUGGCUGCGAGAUCAUCGGCUACCUGGUGGAGUGCAAGAGAGUUGACGCAGAGCACUGGAAUAAGUGCAACAUCCCGAAAAAGCUCCAGGCCACCAAGUUCCUGGUGACAGGCCUGAUGGACAACACUGAGUACCAGUUCAGAGUUAAAGCCGUCAACAAGAUCGGUAUCAGCGAGCCCAGUGAAGUCCCUGGAAACCACAUGCCCAAGGACAUCCUGAUCGCUCCUGAAGCUGAGCUGGACGCUGACCUAAGAAAGGCUUUGGUUCUUAGAGCCGGAGUUACCCUGAGGCUCUACGUCCCAUUGAGAGGACGCCCGGCGCCGAAGGUGACGUGGACGAAGGUGGACGCUAACCUGAAGGAUAGGCAGGGUGUGCUGAUUAAAACAUCAGAAUGGGACACCCUGCUGAUGAUUGAGGACAUUACCAGAUACGAUGCUGGCAAAUAUGUCCUGUCGCUGGAGAACAGCAGCGGCGCCAAGAGCUACACCAUUGUGGUCAAGGUCCUCGAUUCUCCCGGACCACCCCAGAACCUGACUGUGAAGGAGACCUCCAGGAGCCACGCCUUCAUCACCUGGGACGCCCCGCUGAUUGACGGUGGCAGCCCAGUCAAGAACUACAUCGUAGAGAAGCGCCUGGCAGAAAGAAAGGCCUGGACCUGUGUGGCGCCAAACUGCCACAAGAUGUCCUACAGGAUCACAAACCUGGAGGCGGGACAGGCCUACUGCUUCAGAGUGCUGGCUGAAAACGCCUACGGCAUCGGAGAGGGCUGCGAGACUGCCGGCAGCGUCCGAGCCUCAGAGCAACCUGGUCCAGUGAUGGAUUUCAAAGCCAAGAAGACCACCAAGAACUCGAUUGUCCUGGCCUGGAAGAAGCCCAUCAGCGACGGAGGAAGCUACGUUUCUGCUUAUAUCCUGGAGCAGAGCGAAGGCGAGGAGAAGUGGAAACAAAUCAUGAAGGGAAAGAACACCACACACACCAUCAGCGAGCUGACUGAGGGCAAGGAGUACUUGUUCAGAGUCAAGGCACUCAAUGAGUCCGGAGAGGGACCACCCACUGAGCUUGCUGUCGUUGCCAAGGACCAGUUUGUGCUGCCUGACUGCAACUUGAGUAAUCUGCAUGACGGUUGCUACGUGGUGAAGGAGGGUAGCACCACGCGCAUCAACAUCCCCCUCAUUGGAAUACCUCUCCCCACUGCUACCUGGAAGAGGGGCGAUGUGGGGCUUGGCGACACUGGCCGAAUGUGCGUGGAGGCAUCCCAUGGUGUCACCACUCUGCUGAUCAGAGACUGCCAGAGAGGAGAUGCCGAGACCUACACCAUCAAUGUCAAGAACAGCGCUGGCUCCAAGGACUGCAAGUUCCAGCUGAAGGUGGUUGGUAAGCCUGGCAUCUGUACUGGACCCAUUAAGUUUGACGAGAUCACUGCCGAUGCCAUGACCCUGGAGUGGGGACCGCCUGCAGAUGAUGGUGGUGCAGAAGUGUCCAACUACAUUGUGGAGAAGAGGAGGACAACAGACAACAAGUGGGCCACAGUGGCUUCAGCUAUUCAAAAGACCACCAUGAGGGUGAUCAGGCUCCAUGAGGGAAUAGAGUACAUCUUUAGAGUGUUUGCUGAGAACAAGUAUGGAGUUGGAGAGUAUCUGAGGUCUGACCCAGUCAUUGCCCAGCAUCCAUUUGAUGUGCCUGGGGCACCUGCUCCUCCAGAAAUAGCGAGCAUCCGCCAUGAGUCAGCCAUCUUGACUUGGGCUGAUCCAAAGGACAGCGGUGGCUCCCCAGUUACUGGAUAUCAUGUGGAGUUCAAGGAGAGGAACAGUCUGAUGUGGAAACGGGCCACUAAGACUCCUCUGAGACUGAAGGAGUGCAGAGUUACUGGCCUGAUCGAGGGACUAGAGUAUGAGUUCAGGGUGAUGGCCAUGAACAUGGCCGGCUUAGGAAAGCCAAGCAGGGUUACUGAGGCUGUGGUUGCCCUUGAUCCUAUUGAUCCUCCUGGCAAGCCUGAAGUGAUUAAUGUCACCAGGACCACAGUCACUCUGAUAUGGACUGCUCCCAAAUAUGAUGGUGGCCACAAGCUUACUGGCUACGUGGUGGAGAAGCUGGAGGCUGGUGGCAAGACCUGGAUGAAGGCCAAUCAUGUUAACAUCCAGAUUUGUGCCUUCACUGUCAGUGACCUGACAGACGGAGCUCAGUAUCAGUUCAGGAUAAGGGCCAAGAAUUCUGCCGGCGCUAUCAGUCCUCCUUCAGAGGUUACUGAGCUUCUGACCUGCAAGGAUGAGUAUGAGCCACCCACCAUCACCAUUGACCCAGACAUGAAGGACGGUGUAUCAGUCAAGGCAGGAGACACCAUUGUGAUCUCAGCCUCCAAGAUUGUGGGCAAACCUCCACCCACUGCUGUCUGGUCGAAGGGAGGCCGUGAGUUCAAGACCUCUGACAUUGUCACCAUCACUAGCACCCCAACCUCCUCCACUCUUGCUAUCAAGUACGCAAGCCGGAAGAACACAGGAGAAUACACCAUCACUGCCAGCAAUCCCUUUGGCAUUAAGGAAGAACAUGUAAAGGUGAAGGUCCUUGAUGUGCCUGGAGCUCCAGGCCCCAUCGAAGCCAGUAACAUUUCAGCUGAGAAGUGUACUCUGACCUGGCUUCCACCAGAGGAGGAUGGAGGCUCCGCUAUCAAGUCCUACACCCUUGAAAAGAGAGAGACCAGCCGCCUGCAGUGGACCAAGUUAGCUGAAAACAUUGUGGACUGCAGACAUGUAGCCCACAAACUGAUCAAGGGCAACGAGUACAUCUUCAGGGUGUUUGCUGUGAACCAGUAUGGCAUCGGAGACUCAAGCCAGUCUGGUCCAAUCAAAAUGGUUGACAGUUUCAGCCCACCAGGCCCACCCUCAGUCCCAGAGAUUGAUAACGUCAGUAGGAACGCUGUCACCAUUUCAUGGAAGAGACCAGUACAGGAUGGAGGAAGUGACAUUAGAGGAUAUUGUGUCGAGAGGAAAGAGAGGAAAGGAAUGCGAUGGGUGAGAGCCUCUAAGAGGACAAUCCCUGACCUUCGCUUUAAGGUGCAGGGCCUAACUGAGGGAGUAGAGUAUGAGUUUAGAGUCACUGCUGAGAACAAGGCUGGAUUUGGGGAGCCAAGUGAGCCCACACACCCUGUGAUGACCAAGGACAUUGUGUAUCCACCUGGUCCUCCAUCCAACGCCAGAAUUACAGACACCACAAGAACCACAGCUACCUUCGCCUGGGGCAAACCCCACUAUGAUGGUGGUCUUGAUGUAGAGGGAUAUAUUGUUGAGUACAAAAAGGAGGGACAUGAUGACUGGGAAGUGGAGACACAGUAUCCAGUAAAAAAUACUGAAUAUGUUAUUGGUAAACUUCAAAAAGGAGGCAAAUACCAUUUCAGGGUCAGCGCUAUAAACUCAGAGGGCGUUGGCGAACCUGCAGAGAUUGAGAAAGUGACUGAACUGGUGGACCAGGAGUCUUUGCCAGACUUUGAGCUGGAUGCUGAAUUAAGGAGAACCCUGGUGGUCAGGUGCCGUGCUUCAAUCCGUAUGUUUGUUCCCAUCAAGGGUCGUCCUGUUCCUGAAGUAACCUGGAGCAAAGAUGAUACCAACCUGAAAACACGUGCACACAUUGACACCACAGAGUCCUACACUCUGCUGGUUAUUCCUGACUGCACUCGAUACGAUGCUGGAAAAUACAACCUGUGUCUGGAGAAUGUUGCUGGAAAGAAAACCGGCUUUGUUAAUGUGAGAGUUUUGGACACUCCAGGACCACCAGUCAACGUCAAGCCGAGAGAGAUCACCAAGAACAGUAUCACCCUCCAGUGGGAAAUCCCUAUAAUCGAUGGUGGUUCUAAGAUUAAGAACUAUGUUAUUGAAAAGAGAGAGGCUACCAAGAAAGCCUACACAGUGCUUAGCACUACAUGGCAGAAGUGUUCCUUCAAGUUUACAGACCUUGAGGAGGGAGCUUACUACUAUUUCCGUAUCUCUGCUGAGAAUGACCUGGGUGUAGGCGAGCCCGCUGAAUCCCCUGAACCAAUCAGGGUGUCCCAGGCCCCAUCUCCACCAGAAAACUUGUAUGUCACAGAUGUGACAGCUGACAGUGCCAGCCUGGCAUGGACCAAGCCCUUGCAUGAUGGUGGCAGCUUGAUCACUGGAUACGUCAUUGAGGCCCAGAAGAAGGAUACUGACCAGUGGGUCCAUGUGGCCACCAUAAAGGCUCUGGACUACAUUGUAACAGAUCUGAUUGAGGGUGCAGAAUAUACCUUCCGCAUAAUGGCUGUCAAUGCAUCAGGCAGGAGUGACCCACGUGAAAGCAGGCCUGCUAUUAUCAAAGAGCAGACUUCUCCUCCUUCAUUUGACUUGCGUGGAGUCUAUCAGAAGACGGUUAUUGUCAAGGCAGGGGACCGUGUCAAGGUGGAGAUUCCAGUGCUGGGCAAACCCAGACCUGUGGUUUCCUGGAAGAAGGGAGACAUAACACUCAGGGAGACACAGAGAAUCAACACUGAAGUCACACCAACAUCGACUAUCCUCAACAUUAAUGAGAUCAAGAGGACUGAUGCAGGCCAGUAUUCUAUGACUGGAAAGAACAUGCUGGGUACAGUGACUGAGACGAUCACAGUCCUGGUCCAUGACAUUCCAGGUCCUCCCACUGGUCCCAUCAAGGUGGAAGAGGUCUCCUGUGAUUAUGCUCUCAUAUCCUGGGAGGCACCAGAAAGUGAUGGAGGUGUUCCCAUCAACAACUAUAUUGUUGAGAUGCGGGAGACUACUGGUACUUCCUGGGUGGAGUUGGCAGCUACAGUAAUCCGCACCACAUUUAAAGCAGCCAGACUCAAUACUGGAACUCAAUAUCAGUUCCGUGUCAAGGCCCAGAACAGAUAUGGCAUUGGACCAAGCAUUAUCUCUGAGCCAGUGGUUGCUGCCUAUCCAUUUGAUGUGCCAGGCCAGCCAGGCAUUCCUGUGGUCACAUCUUUUAACAAGGAUGCUAUGACUCUGAGCUGGAAUGAGCCUUCCUCUGAUGGAGGCAGUCCCAUCCUUGGCUAUCAUGUGGACAGAAAAGAGAAAAACAGCAUUCUAUGGCAGAGGAUCAGCAAAGCUCUUGUUAUCGGAAAUAUCUUCAAAUCAACAGGCCUCGUUGAUGGAAUUGCAUAUGAACACCGUGUUACUGCUGAAAACAUGGCCGGUCUCAGCAAACCAAGCAAACCCUCUGAGCCUAUGUAUGCUUUGGACCCAGUUGACGCACCAGGCAGGCCUGUGGCAUUGAAUAUUACCAGACAUGAGGUGACAGUGUCAUGGACCAAACCAGAAGGAGAUGGUGGAUUUUCCAUCACUGGAUACACAGUAGAGAGGAGAGAGAUGCCCAAUGGACGUUGGCUCAAAGCCAACUUCAACAACAUCCUAGAAACCAUCUACACAGUCAGUGGUCUGACCGAAGAUGCAACUUAUGAAUUCCGUGUGUUUGCUAGAAAUUCAGCUGGUGCUGUUAGUGCUCCAUCCCAGCCAUCAGAGGCAAUCACAUGCAGAGAUGACCUUGAAGAGCCCAGGCUUGAUGUUGACGCAUUGUAUAGCAGCAAUGUUAUUGUCAUGGCAGGAGAGGUAUUCAAGCUGGAGGCCAGUGUGACUGGCAGGCCCCUCCCAUCUCUGGUAUGGACCAAGGAAGGAAAGGAGCUUGAGGAUACAGCCAAGAUAGAGAUAAAGACAACAGACUUCCACACAACUCUGGUAAACAAAGAUUCCCUGAGAAGAGAUGGAGGUGCUUAUACUCUGACUGCCAGCAAUCCCGGUGGCUUUGCAAAGUUCACCUUUAAUGUCAAGGUGCUCGACAGACCUGGACCACCAGACUCCCUCACUGUUACUGACGUCACUGCUGAGAAAUGUGUCCUUAACUGGCUGCAUCCAACACAUGAUGGUGGUGCCAAGAUCGAAUACUUUAUCAUUCAGAGGCGUGAGACCAGUAGGUUGGCAUGGACAAAUGUGGCCACAGACCUUCAGGCGAACAGGUUCAAGGUCACCAAGCUUCUGAAGGGCAACGAGUACAUCUUUAGAGUCAUGGCUGUUAACAAGUAUGGUGUAGGUGAACCCCGGGAGUCUGAACCUAUCAUUUGUACCAACCCCUAUGUCCCCAGUGACCCACCACAGCAGCCUGAAGUUACCACCAUUACCAAGGACUCCAUGGUUGUCUGCUGGGAGCGCCCUGAACACGAUGGAGGCAGCAGUAUAAACACCUACAUAAUUGAGAGAAGGGAUAAGACUGGCCUGCGCUGGGUAAAGUGCAACAAGAGGACUGUAACUGACCUGCGAUUCAAGGCCUCUGGCCUCACACCUGGACAUGAGUAUGAAUUCAGAGUUUUUGCACAGAAUAAUGCUGGUCUAAGCCAGCCUAGUCCUUCGAGUCCAUUCUACAAAGCUGAGGACACCAUCUUCCAGCCUGGACCUCCAGGGAAUCCCAGAGUUCUUGACACAACCAAGUCUUCCAUUACCCUUGCCUGGAACAAACCUGUCUAUGAUGGCGGUUCUGAAAUCACUGGUUACAUAGUGGAGACCUGCCUUCCUGAGGAGGAUGAGUGGACUAUUCACACUCCCAAAAAGGGAUGGGUAGCCACUUCCUUUACCAUCACCAACUUGAAAGAAAACCAGGAGUACAAAAUCAACAUCUGUGCCACUAAUUGUGAGGGAGUGGGAGAGCCUGCUGCUGUUCCUGGAACCCCUAAGGCUGAAGACAGAUUGCUUCCUCCAGAAAUUGAACUUGGAGCAGAGCUGCGUAAGGUGGUCUGCAUCCGAGCCUGUAGCACACUCAGACUCUUUGUUCCCAUUAAGGGUAGACCAGUACCUGAAGUUAAAUGGUCAAGAGAGCAUGGAGAAUCUCUGGACCGAGCUAACAUUGAAAUCACUUCAUCAUUCACCACCCUUCAGAUAGACAAUGUUGACAGAUUUGAUGCAGGUAAAUACAUAGUGACUGUGGAGAAUGCCUCGGGAAGUAAAUCAGCCUUUGUUAAUGUCAGGGUGCUAGACACUCCCGGAGCACCACAGAACCUGAUUGUCAAGGAGGUCACUAAAGAUUCAGUUUCCCUUGUUUGGGAUGCACCUCUCAUUGAUGGUGGCUCCAGGGUCCGCAGCUACAUUGUUGAGAAGCGUGAGUCAACCAGAAAGGCCUACUCAACAGUCUGUGCCAGCUGCCCUAAGUCUAGUUGGAAGGUUGGUAACUUGGAGGAAGGAAAGAUGUACUCUUUCAGAGUCCUGGCUGAGAAUGAAUUUGGCAUUGGCCUCCCAGUAGAGACUGUUGAACCAAUUAAAGUGUCUGAGAAACCUCUACCACCAGGCAAAGUGUCUGUUCGUGAAGUUACCAGCUCCAGCGUCACACUAACUUGGGAAAAGCCUGACCAUGAUGGUGGCAGCAGAAUCACAGGGUACAUUGUUGAAAUGCAGGGUAAAGGCAGUGAGAAAUGGACCCAGGUCAUGGUGGUAAAGACCAAUGAGGCUGUUGUAACUGGCCUUACACGGGGAGAGGAGUACAUGUUCCGUAUCUCAGCCACCAAUGAAAAGGGAGUUAGUGACCCACGUCCACUCAAUGUGCCUGUUGUGGCUAAAGACCUAGUCAUCUCACCAACCUUCAAACUUCUUUUCAGCACAUUUAGUGUGCUAGCAGGAGAUGAUCUGAAGAUAGAUGUACCAUAUGUUGCCUGUCCCAAGGCUACAGCAACUUGGCUCAAAGAUGGUGUUGCUCUCAAGGAGACAACAAGAGUUAAUGCUGAAGCCACUGACAAAAACCUUCUCCUGGUUAUUAGGGAUGCUUGCAGAGAUGAUGUGGGCACAUAUACUGUCAAACUGAACAAUAUAGCUGGAGAGGCAUCAACAGACAUCAGUGUUGUUGUUCUAGAUAAGCCUGGACCCCCAACUGGCCCAAUUAAGCUGGAUGAAGUCACUGCUGACAGUGUGGUCCUUUCCUGGAAUCCACCAGAGUAUGACGGCGGUUGUACUAUCAACAAUUACAUUGUUGAAAAGAGAGAUACAUCUACCACUAACUGGCAGAUUGUCUCAGCUACUGUGGCCAGAACCACUAUAAAGGCAGCCCGUCUUAAGACUGGAGUUGAGUACCAGUUUAGAAUUGCUGCAGAGAAUAGAUAUGGCAAGUCCUCAGUGCUGGUUUCUGAUACCAUUGUUGCUCAGUAUCCAUUUGAAGUACCUAGCUCACCACGUUCUGUUGUGGUCCAGUCAGCCACCAAGGAGAGUAUGGUGGUUGUAUGGGAGAAACCUAGCAAUGAUGGCGGAAGCAAAAUUCUGGGCUACCACUUGGAGCUUAAAGAGAGAAACAGUAUACUGUGGGUGAAACAGAAUAAACAACUUAUCCCAGAGACCAGAUUUAAGGUUGUUGGCCUUGAGGAGGGUAUCGAUUAUGAGUUCAGAGUCUAUGCUGAGAACAUUGUUGGUGUCAGCAAAGCCAGCAAAGUGAGUGAAAUGCAAGUGGCCAGAGAUCCUUGUAACAGACCAGGAAAACCAGAGGCUGUGAUUGUCACAAGAAGCCAAGUGACACUCAGAUGGACUAAACCUGAAUACGAUGCAGGCAUCAAGAUCACAGGCUAUGUGGUUGAGAAAAAGGAAGGAGCUGGCCGAUGGAUGAAGGCUAGUUUCGCCAACAUCUUAGAGACAGAAUUUGUUGUCACAGGACUUACUGAGGAUCAGAUUUAUGAGUUCCGUGUCAUCGCCAGAAAUGCAGCAGGUGUCUUCAGCCAGCCAUCUGAUUCUACUGGAGCCAUCACUGCCAAGGAUGAGGUGGAUCCGCCCAGGAUUGACUUAGAUACUAAGUACUCCCAGGCUGUGGUGGUAAACGCUGGAGAGACAUUUAGGCUUGAGGCUGCUAUCUAUGGUAAGCCUGUGCCCACAGUACACUGGCUGAAGGAGGGCCAAGAAAUUACUGAAGCAGCUCGCUUAGAGCUCAAGAACACAGACUUCACAGCUUGUCUAGUUGUUAAAGAAGCUAUCCGUGUUGAUGGAGGUCAGUACACUUUACUCAUAAAGAAUGUUGGAGGAGAGAAAUCUAUUAACAUUAAUGUAAAGGUCCUAGACAGACCAGGUCCACCUGAAGGCCCUAUCUCCAUCUAUGGGGUCACCAGUGAGAAAUGCUCCAUUGCCUGGAAACCUCCCUUGCAAGAUGGAGGUAGCGAUGUUUCCUAUUACAUUGUUGAGAGAAGGGAAACCAGCCGACUAGUAUGGACAGUAGUUGAACCAAAAGUUCAGGCACUAAACCUGAAGAUCACAAAACUUCUUCCUGGUAAUGAGUACAUAUUUAGAGUGAUUCCUGUCAACAAAUAUGGAGUUGGUGAGCCUCUGGAAUCUGAGUCAAUGGUUGCCAAAAAUCCAUUUGUCACUCCCAGCCCACCAACAGAGGUAGAAGUCUCCACAAUCACCAAAGACUCCAUGGUAGUGACCUGGGAGAGACCAACUAAUGAUGGUGGCAGUCCUAUCCAGGGAUACAUUGUUGAGAAACGUGACAAGGACGGUGUGAGAUGGACUAGAUGCAAUAAGCGCACAGUGAGUGAGCUGCGCUUCAGAGUAACAGGCCUCCUAGAAAACCACAGCUAUGAAUUCAGAGUUGCUGCUGAAAAUGCUGCAGGUGUUGGCACACCUAGUGCACCAACAGUGUACUACAAAGCAUUGGAUCCUAUCUUCAAAGCAGGUCCACCAAACAACCCCAAGGUGGUGGACACAUCUAGGUCCACUGUUUCCCUGACAUGGGGCAAACCUAUCUAUGAUGGUGGUUGUGAGAUUCAGGGUUACAUUGUUGAGGCCUGCAAUACAGUAACUGAUGAGUGGUUUAUGUGCACUCCUCCAACUGGCAUCAAGGACACUAAGUUUACAGUGAAAAAGCUUCUUGAGAAGCACGAGUACCAAUUCAGAGUGUGUGCCAUCAACAAAGUUGGUGUUGGAGAGCAUGCUGAUGUUCCAGGAAAAAUUCUACUGGAGGAGAAGCUUGAGGCUCCCGAUCUUGACCUGGAUGCUGAUAUGAGAAAGAUGAUCAACAUAAGAGCAGCAAGUACUCUCAGGUUGUUUGUUCCUGUGAGAGGUCGCCCAGCUCCUGAGGUGAAAUGGGGCAAGGCUGAGGGCGAGAUUAAGGAGACUGCCCAGAUUGACUGUACGGGCAACUAUGCUUCACUUGUCAUCGAGAAUGUUGACAUAUUUGACACUGGCAAGUACACCCUGACUGCAGAGAAUGCCAGCGGAGUCAAGUCAGUCUUUAUCAGUGUCAGAGUCCAGGACGCACCUAGUUCACCAACUAACUUGUUGGUGAAAGAGAUUACAAAGAAUUCUGUCACUCUCACAUGGGAGCCUCCACUUCUGGAUGGUGGCUCAAAGAUAAAGCAUUAUAUCGUUGAAAAGCGUGAGAGCACUAGGAAAGUUUAUUCUCAAGUUACCACCUGUAACAGGAUGUCAUGGAAAGUUGAGCCUCUUCCAGAAGGUGGAAUCUUCUUUUUCAGAGUCCUUGCUGAAAAUGAAUAUGGUGUGGGUCUCCCCAUUAAAACUACAGAACCAAUUAAGAUAUCUGAAAAGCCUCAGCCACCUGGUAAAGUCAGUGUUGUUGACGUCACUCGUAACUCUGUGACUCUAAGCUGGGAGAAGCCUGAGCAUGAUGGCGGCAGUAGGAUCAGUUACUAUGAAAUUGAACUGGCACCUAAGGACAGUGAAACUUGGUCUGUGUGCGCUAGUGGGAAGGCACUGGAAGCUGUAGUGACAAAUCUACUUAAGGGAGAGGAGUAUCAGUUCAGAGUUAUUGCUGUAAACGACAAAGGUAAAAGUGACCCCAGACAACUGGUUCAAACAGUUGUAGCAAGGGACCUUGUGAUUGAGCCUGCUGUUAGACCCAAAAUGAGCACCUACCAUGUCCAGGUGGGGUAUGAUCUCAAGAUAGAGGUCCCAGUUGCUGGUCAUCCAAAACCAACUAUCACUUGGACCAAGGAUGGAGCAGCUCUCAAGCAAACCACCAGAGUCAAUGUCACUGACUCACCACGUCUCACCACUCUCACCAUAAAGGACGCUACCAAGGAGGAUGGAGGCAUGUACAGCAUCAAUGUUACCAAUGCCCUGGGUUCCAAGGAUGCUACAAUUGAAGUGAUCACCCUGGACAAACCAGGUCCACCAACAGGCCCUGUCAAAUUGGAGGACAUCAGUGCUGAGAGUAUUACUCUCAGCUGGGAUUCUCCUACAUAUACAGGUGGCUGCCCAAUCUCCAAUUACGUGGUUGAGAAGAGAGAUACAACCACAACCAACUGGGUGGUUGUAUCCGCCACUGUGGCCAGAACCACACUAAAAGUGACCAAUCUGAAGACAGGCAGUGAAUACCAGUUCAGAAUCUAUGCUGAGAAUAGAUAUGGAAGGAGUUAUGCAAUUGAUUCAGAGCCUGUUGUAGCACAGUACCCAUUCCAGGAGCCUGGCCCACCAGGAACACCAUUUGUAUCUUCAUAUGCAAAAGACUAUAUGGUGGUUGAGUGGCACAAACCCCCAUCUGAUGGAGGCAGUGCCAUUUUAGGCUAUCAUCUGGAGAGGAAAGAGAAGAACAGUAUCCUCUGGACCAAGAUCAACAAAAUGCUCAUCCAAGAUUGCAGGUUCAAAUCUACUCCUCUUGAGGAAGGCAUUGAGUAUGAGUACAGAGUUUAUGCAGAGAAUAUUGUUGGCAUUGGAAAAUGCAGCAAAGUCUCUGAAGUUUAUGUAGCCCGCGACCCAUGUUAUCCUCCUGGCCGUCCUGAUGCUGUGAUCGUGACCAGGCACUCAGUGAAGCUGAGAUGGACCCCUCCAGAGUAUGAUGGUGGAAGCUUGGUUACUGGCUAUGUAGUGGAGAAACGUGACCUUCCUGAAGGAAAGUGGAUGAAGGCCAGCUUUGCAAACGUCAUUGAACAUGAAUUCACAGUUACUGGUCUGGCAGAAGACAGUAAAUAUGAUUUCAGAGUAAUUGCAAGGAAUGCAGCCGGUGCUGUCAGCAAGCCCUCAGAAAGCACAGGAUCCAUCACAGCCAAGGAUGAAGUUGACCCACCUAAGUGUGAGACAGAUCCUAUGUACAACCAGACCAUUGUUAUCAAUGCUGGAGAGACUUUCAGUCUGGAGGCCAGUGUGGAAGGAAAGCCCAUCCCCACAGCUCAGUGGUUCAAGGGAAGUGUUGAAGUUGAAAACUCAGCAAGAGCUGAGAUCAAAAAUACAGAUUUCAAGGCUUUGCUGGUUGUGAAGGAUGCUAUCAGAGUGGAUGGCGGACAGUACACGCUGGUUCUAACUAAUGUGGCUGGAACUAAGACUGUUCCAUUCAGUGUAAAGGUCCUGGAUAGACCAGGCCCCUCAGAGGGACCUAUUACUGUCAGCAAUGUCACUGAGGAGAAGUGUUCACUGUCAUGGCUGCCUCCCAGGCACGAUGGAGGAGCUAGCAUUUCUCACUACAUCAUUCAGAAGAGAGAAACCAGUCGCUUGGCAUGGACUGUGGUCUCCAGUGAUUGUGUAGCUACCAUGAUUAAGGUUACCAAACUGUUGAAGGGCAAUGAGUACAUCUUCAGAGUCAUGGCUGUUAACAAAUAUGGUGUGGGCGAGCCUCUUGAGUCAGCAGCAGUUAUCAUGAGAAAUCCGUUUGUUCCUCCUGGCUCACCUCAGGAGUUGGAGAUCACCAACAUUACUAGGGACUCCAUGACUGUCUGCUGGAACCGCCCUCAGACCACUGGAGGCAGUGAGAUUGUUGGUUAUAUUGUUGAGAAGAGAGACAGAGCUGGAGUGAGAUGGACCAAGUGCAACAAACGCAGAGUGACAGACUUGCGUUUCAGAGUAACAGGACUGACUGAGGACCAUGAGUAUGAAUUCAGGGUAUCUGCUGAGAAUGCUGCUGGAGUGGGUCAACCAAGCCCACCUACACCAUACCUCAAAGCCUGUGACCCCAGCUUUGAACCUGGUUGUCCUUCCAAUGUCCAUGUGGUCGACACGGCCAAAGACACCAUCACUGUAGCCUGGCACCGGCCUAUCUAUGAUGGUGGUUGUGAGAUUCAAGGAUACGCAGUGGAAAUUACCAAGGCUGAUGAGGAGGAGUGGACCAUAUGCACCCCACCCAUGGGAGUUAAUGCAACCAAGUUUACCAUCAAAAAGUUGAUAGAGCACCAGGAAUACAAGGUGCGCAUAUGUGCCAUCAAUAAGCUUGGUGUUGGUGAGCCCACUGAGCUCGAGGGAGUUGUGAAACCUUUGGAUAAGAUUGAUCCUCCAGAGAUGAUUUUAGAUUCAGAGCUCAGGAAGGGAAUAGUUGUCCGUGCAGGAGGCUCAAUGAGAAUCUGCAUUCCAUUCAAGGGCCGUCCUACUCCUGAGAUCACCUGGGCCAAGGAGGAUGGAGAACUGCCCACUAAAGUUCAGAUAGAGAGUGGUGAAGAAUAUACACAGCUCUCCAUCGACAUCUGUGACAAAUAUGAUGCUGGCAAAUACAUCCUCACAUUGGAAAAUAGUGCUGGCACCAAAUCAGCCUUUGUCUCAGUUAGAGUUCUGGACACUCCGGGGGCUCCUCUGAAUCUAACAGUUAAAGAUAUUAAGAGAGAAAGCGUCACUCUGACCUGGGAGCCUCCUCUUAUUGAUGGUGGUGCAAGAAUCAAGAAUUACUUGGUUGAAAAGCGUGAGUCUACCAGAACAGUUUACUCUAACGUGGACAACAAGUGCACAAAGACAAGCUACCGUGUCACUGGCCUCACUGAGGGAACUAUCUACUAUUUCAGAGUCUUAGCAGAGAAUGAGUUUGGCGUGGGACAGGCAGCUGAGACAGAGGACUCAGUUAAGACCUCUGAGCCUCCUCUGUCAGUGGGUAAGGUCACUUUGACUGAAGUCACCAAAAAAUCUGCCUCACUCUCUUGGGAGAAGCCAGACCAUGAUGGAGGCAGCAGGAUCAUGGGCUACUACAUUGAGAUGCAGCCUGUGGGUUCAGAGGAAUGGGUGGUGGCCGCCACAACCAAAACUUGCGACGGCACUGUUACAGGCCUUAGCCCAGGCCAUGAGUAUCUGUUUAGAGUGUCAGCUUUCAAUGAGAAGGGCAAGAGUGACCCCAGGCCUCUGGCUGCCCCAGUCACGGCUAAAGACGUAACUAUUGAGCCCAGAUUCAAGAUGACAUUCAACACUUACAGUGUACAGAAUGGUGAGGAUCUGAAGAUUGAGAUUCCAGUGAUUGGACGCCCUGUUCCCAAAGUUGAAUGGAAGAAGGAUGGGCAGGCUAUUAAGGAGACAACCAGACUAAAUGUAUCCAGUACACCAUCAUCUACUAAGCUGGCCAUCAAGGAUGCAAAUAGGGAAGACUCUGGUAAAUACACCAUCACCGCCACCAGCAGUGUUGGAACAGCAACAGAGGAGAUCACUGUCAUCAUUCUUGAUAAGCCUGGCCCACCCACAGGCCCUGUGAAGAUUGAGGAGGUGAGCUCUAAUUUUGUCACUUUCUCCUGGGAGCCACCAGAGUAUACUGGAGGCUGUCAGAUCAACAACUACAUUGUGGAGAAGAGAGACACCACCACGACUGCAUGGCAGAUUGUGUCUGCUACUAUUGCCAGGUCAACUAUCAAAGUCACUAACUUGAAGACUGGCACUGAGUAUCAAUUCAGAGUGUCUGCUGAGAACAGAUAUGGAAAGAGUUCUGCCAUUGUCUCUCCCACUGUUAUUGCUCAGUAUCCAUUCAGUGAGCCUGCGGCCCCAGGAACACCAGUUGUUUCUGCUGCAACCAAGGAUAACAUGGUUGUUGAGUGGAAAACUCCCACCAACAACGGAGGCAGCCCCAUCAUAGGCUAUCACCUUGAGAGAAAAGAAAAGAACAGCCUUUUGUGGACCAAACUCAAUAAGCUUUUAAUCCCAGAAACACGUUUCAAGACUACAGAGCUAGAAGAAGGUAUUGAGUAUGAAUUCAGAGUUUAUGCUGAGAACAUUGCUGGACUUAGCCCAGCUAGCAAGGUCUCUGAGAGCACAGUAGCCAGGGACCCCUGUGACCCACCAGGCACUCCUGAGGCUAUUAAUAUCACCAGAAAUCUUGUAACACUUCAGUGGACUAGGCCUCAGUAUGAUGGAGGCAGUGCAAUCACUGGCUAUUUGAUCGAGAGGAGGAAGCACCCAGAUACCCGCUGGAUGAAGGCCAGCUUCACCAACAUCAUUGAUACGCAGUACACACUCACUGGCCUGACUGAGGACUGUGUUUAUGAAUUCAGAGUCAUUGCCAGGAACGCUGCUGGCAUUUCCAGCCGACCCUCUCAGAGCACAGGAGAAAUCACAGCCAAAGAUGAAAUUGUGGCUCCGGAGGCCACUUUGGAUUCUAAAUUCAAGGAUACGACUGUUGUUAAUGCUGGUGAGACUUUUGUCAUUGAUGCUGACUACACUGGCAAGCCUCUACCUGAAGUCAUUUGGUUAAAGGACGGAAAGGAGAUUGACAAAACCACACCAAGAAUGGAGGUUAAGACCACACUUACACGUACCAUCCUAACAGUCAAGGAUUGCAUCAGAGUGGAUGGUGGUCAUUUCACCCUCAAACUUGUCAAUGUGGGAGGAGUCAAAAUGAUCCCAAUUAAUGUUAAAGUUCUGGAUAGACCCGGACCUCCUGAUGGCCCACUAGAAGUCAAGGGGGUCACAGCCGAGAAAUGUUAUCUGCACUGGAGCCAUCCCUCACACGAUGGUGGAGCUGCUAUCUCUCACUACAUCAUUGAGAAGAGAGAGACCAGUCGUUUGUCAUGGACCAUGGUUGAGCCCAAGAUCCAGGCCAUCAGCUACAAAAUCACAAAACUGCUGCCUGGCAAUGAAUACAUCUUCAGAGUCACAGCUGUAAAUAAAUAUGGUGUUGGUGAGCCUUUGGAAUCUGAGCCUGUUAUUGCUCGUAACCCCUUCACCACUCCCAGUGCCCCCUCCACCCCAGAGCCCAGCGCUAUCACAAGGGACUCUAUAGUGCUUACAUGGGAGAGACCAGAGAAUAAUGGAGGAGCUGAGAUUGAAGGAUAUGUCCUUGAAAAACGUGAUAAGGACGGCAUCAGAUGGACCAAGUGCAACAAGAAGAGGCUGAGUGACCUAAGAUUUAGAUGCGCUGGCCUCACAGAAGGCCACUCUUAUGAAUUUAGGGUCUCGGCCGAAAAUGCUGCUGGUGUGGGAAAGCCUAGCGCACCAUCCGAAUACAUCAAGGCCUGUGAUGCCAUUUAUCCACCAGGUCCUCCAAAUAACCCCAAAGUCACUGACCAUUCGAGCACCACAGUCUCUCUGUCCUGGUCCAGGCCUAUCUACGAUGGCGGAGCACAGAUCAGUGGAUAUGUUGUUGAAAGGAAGGAAGCAGGAGAUGAUGAGUGGAUAUCUUGCACAUCACCCACUGGUGUUCAGACCACUCACUACACAGUAAAGACACUGAAGGAGAAUGCAGAGUACAACUUCCGCAUCUUUGCUGUUAACUCAGAGGGAGCAGGAGAGCAUGUGGACCUACCUGGUUCUGUGAUUGCUGCAGAAAAGCUGGAGGCUCCUGAAAUUGAACUAGAUGCUGACUUAAGAAAGAUGGUUAAUAUUCGCGCCACUGCCACUUUGCGUCUGUUUGUAACAAUCAGAGGAAAGCCUGAGCCUGAGGUCAGAUGGUCAAAGGCUGAUGGCACUUUGAAUGAGCGUGCCCAGAUUGAGGUCACAAGCUCUUACACAAUGCUUGUGAUUGAGAAUGUUGAUAGAUUCGACACUGGCAAAUAUGUUCUGAACCUUGAGAACCUCAGUGGCUCUAAAUCAGCCUUCAUCAAUGUCAGAGUUCUGGAUUCCCCAAGCGCUCCUACCAACCUGGUAGUUAAGGAUGUGAAGAGAAAUUCUGUCGCUAUCUCCUGGGAGCCCCCUGUGAUCGAUGGUGGGGCUAAGAUAUCACACUAUAUUGUGGAGAAGAGAGAGCAAAAGAGAAUGGCUUUCACCAGUGUUUGCACCAACUGUGUGAGGAACUCGUACAUUAUUUCUGACCUGCAGGAGGGAGGUCGAUUCUAUUUCCGUGUGCUGGCUGUGAAUGAGCUGGGAGUAGGUCUGCCUGCCUUCACAGAUCAAGUCAAGGUGGCUGAGGCUCCUUUGCCUCCUGGGAAGGUUGUCCUGGUUGACGUGACCCGACAUACUGUCACUCUUUCAUGGGAGAAACCUGAUCAUGAUGGAGGCAGCAAGAUUACAAAAUUCAUUGUGGAGAUGCAGCCUAAGGGAGAUGACAAAUGGAGCGUGUGCAGUGAAGUAAAAGCACUUGAAGCUACUAUUGGUGGACUUGCAACUGGAGAGGAAUACUCCUUUAGAGUGACUGCUGUAAAUGAUAAGGGCAAGAGUGAUGCCAAGCCUCUUGCUACCCCUGUGGUGGUGAGGGACAUCACGGUCCAGCCCAUCAUCAACCUGUUGUAUGACACAUACAGUGUAAAAGCAGGAGAUGACCUUAAGAUUGACGUUCCCUUCAAAGGCAGACCUCAGCCUGACGUGUCUUGGAAGAAGGACGGCCAGGUACUUAAGCAGACAACCAGGGUCAAUGUUCUUAAUUCCAAGACGUCAUCCAAGAUUGUUAUUAAGGAUGCAACCAAAGAGGAUGUAGGAAAGUAUGAGAUUACUUUGACAAACUCAGUUGGGACCAAGACAGCUGAAAUAUUUGUUAUAGUCCUGGACAAACCUGGCCCACCCAGUAACAUUAAGAUGGAUGAAGUGAGUGCUGAUUUCAUCUCUCUGUCUUGGGAUCCACCAACUUAUGAUGGUGGAUGCCAAAUCAACAACUAUGUGGUGGAGAAGAGAGACACAACUACAACUGCAUGGCAGAUUGUCUCAGCCACGGUAGCCAGGACAUCUAUCAAAGUGACACGUCUCACCCAGGGAACAGAGUAUCAGUUCCGUAUUGCAGCUGAGAACCGCUAUGGCAAGAGUUCUGCUAUUGACUCUGCUCCUGUUAUUGCUCAGUAUCCCUUUGAGCCUCCUGGCCCUCCUACCAACGUCCAUGUUUCCCAUGCCACCAAGUAUGGCAUGCUUGUGGUAUGGGGCAGACCUGCCAGUGAUGGUGGCAGCCCUGUAAUUGGUUAUCACAUUGAAUGCAAAGAACAUAGCAGCAUCCUGUGGACCAAGCUCAACAGAGGUCUGCUGACUGAGAACCAGUUUAAGAUGACAGGCACUGAAGAGGGCUUGUUGUAUCAGUUCAGAGUCUAUGCUGAAAAUAUUGCUGGAAUUGGCCCAUGCACUAAACCCAGUGAGCCUGUGGCAGCCAGGGAUCCAUGUGAAUCUCCACAUAACCUUAUAGUCACCAACAUCACCAGGAACUCAGUUUCCCUCUUUUGGGAGAAGCCAGAGUAUGAUGGUGGAGUAAAGAUAACAGGCUACAUUGUGGAGCGUAGAGAACUUCCCAAUGGCCGUUGGCUUAAGUGCAACUUCACCAACCUGCAAGACACCUACUUCGAUGUCACAGGCCUCACAGAGGAUGUCCAAUAUGACUUCCAUGUCAUUGCUAAGAAUUCUGCUGAGCUGUUGAGUGCUCCCUCAGAGAGCACUGGUCCUAUCACAGUCAAGGAUGAUGUAGACCCUCCCACUAUUAUCCUGGAAGACAGGCUCAGACAGCCUGUUGUCAUUAAGGCUGGAGAGAUAAUUCGAAUUGAUGCUGAAAUCACAGGCCGUCCACUCCCAGUUGUCUCAUGGUCUAAAGACGGAAAAGAGAUUGAGGCCAAGGCUAGGUGUGAAAUCACCUCUACCAACUUCACAACCACACUUAUUGUCAGGGAUGCUAUCAGGAGGGACUCUGGACAGUAUGUCCUUACCCUGCACAAUGUGGCAGGAACCAGGUCUGUGGCUGUCAACUGUAAGGUUCUUGACAGACCUGGGCCUGCCUCAGGACCAUUGGCAGUGUCUGGCCUCACAGCAGAGAAAUGCACCAUAACAUGGGGCCCCCCUCAGGAGAAUGGUGGUGCUGAAAUCAUGCACUACAUUGUUGAGAAACGUGAGACCAGUCGCCUCGCCUGGACCCUUGUCUAUGGUGACAUGAAGGCAACCACCUGUAAAGUGACCAAGCUGCUCAAAGGAAAUGAGUACAUCUUCAGAGUCAGGGGAGUCAACAAAUAUGGGGAUGGUGAGGCCCUGGAGAGUCAGCCAGCAAAGGCAAUGGAUCCAUUCACUGUGCCUGCAGCUCCCACUAAUGUUGAGGUCACCUCAGUUACUAGUGAGGCAAUGACCAUAUGUUGGGAAAGACCAGUUUCUGACGGUGGCAGCAGUAUCUCUGGCUAUGUCAUUGAAAAGCGAGAGAAGACUGGGCUUCGCUGGUGUCGUGUCAAUAAGAAACCUGUUUACGACCUCAGAGUCAAAGCCUCACACCUUCGUGAGGGCUGUGAGUAUGAGUACAGAGUGUUUGCAGAGAACUCCGCUGGCCUUAGUGCUCCCAGCAUCCCUUGCGCACUUGUCAAGGCUGAAGACCCACAAUUCCUGCCUUCACCUCCUGCUAAGCCUAAAAUCAUUGACUCUACAAAGACCACAGUCACCCUGUCAUGGAAUAAACCACUAUUUGAUGGUGGAGCACCUGUGACUGGUUACAGAGUCAGAUACAGGAAGACUUUAGAUGAUGAAUGGUUUGUUGGAGUCCGGAAUACCACGAACACAGAGUUUACAGUGGUUGGACUGACACCUGGAGCUGAAUAUGUGUUUGUUGUCGAGUCUAUUAACAAGAUUGGAAUCAGCGAGCCCAGUCCUGAGUCAGACAAACAGGUUGCCAAAGAAAAGGAGGAGGAGCCAGUCUUUGACAUCAGCAAUGAGAUGAGGAAGACUCUUAUUGUGAAGGAUGGGAGCUCAUUCACCAUGACAGUGCCAUUUAGAGGCAAACCAAUCCCCAGUGUAACCUGGACAAAGCCUGAUGUUGACCUUAGAGUUCGUGCUGUCAUUGACACAACAGACACCUUCACCUCCAUCACCGUAGAGAAAGCAACUCGCAAUGACUCCGGCAAAUACACUGUAACCUUGUCCAGUGUAUCAGGGACUGCCUCCUUGACACUCAGUGUCAGAGUCUUAGAUUCCCCUGGACCUCCUGCCAGUAUAGACGUCAAGGAUGUAACCAAGACCUCCGCUACUGUAACCUGGGAUACUCCCGAGAAUGAAGGAGGAGGACCAGUCAAGAACUACCUUAUUGAUAUCCGUGAGGCCAGCAAGAAAGGUUGGACAAGGUUGACUGACACAUGCCACAGACUGACAUACAAGGUGACAGACUUGCAAGAGGGAGGAGUCUACUUCUUCAGAGUGACAGGCGAGAAUGAGUAUGGUGUUGGUGUUUCUGCUGAGACCAAAGAAGGAACCAAGAUUACAGAAAAACCAAGCCCACCACCAAAGCUUGGUGUGACUGAUGUGACCAAGGAGAGUGUGUCCAUAGCCUGGGCCAAACCUGAACAAGACGGAGGCAGCAGAGUCACUGGGUUCCUGGUGGAAGCUCUGGAGAAAGGCCAGGAGAAGUGGUUUAAGUGUGGUGUAACCAAGUUCACACACUUUACAGUGUCUGGUCUGAGAGAGAAUGCUGAGUACUUCUUCAGAGUCAGAGCAGAGAACCUUGCUGGCUUCAGUGAUUAUAAGGAAAUGGUUACCCCUGUUGUGGUCAAAGACCAGCUUGAAUCUCCUGAGAUCAACAUGAAGGACUUCCCCCACAACACAGUGUAUGUCAGAGCCGGCUCCACCCUUAAAUGUGAGAUCCCACUGACAGGCCGGCCUUUGCCUAAAGUCUCCCUGUCCAAGGAUAAUGUGCCGCUCAAGUCAACUAUGAGGUUCAACGCUGAAGUUACCCCUGACAGCAUCAAGAUCGCACUGCGUGAGAGCAAUGCUGGAGACUCAGGACGCUACGAUAUCACUGCCUCCAAUUCUAGUGGAACCACUAAAUCCUUUAUAAAUAUUAUCGUUUUGGACCGCCCCAGUGCCCCUGUCGGACCUGUGGAGCUGUUUGACGUUACAGAGGACAGCGUGAGCCUUACGUGGCUCCCACCGGCAUAUGAAGGUGGUAGUCCCAUCACAAAUUACAUCAUCCAGAAGAGAGAGACAACCACAGCCAACUGGAUGGAUGUAUCUUCUGCUGUGGCCCGCUGCACCAUGAAGAUCAUGAAGCUGACCACGGGCCUGGAGUACCAGUUCAGAAUCAGAGCUGAGAACAGAUAUGGAAUUAGCGAGCACCUCGACUCACCAACUGUUGCUGUCAACCUUCCUUACACUAUUUCUGAAGCUCCAUCAACUCCAGAGAUUACUGCUGUAACCAGGGAGAGCAUCACUGUAGCCUGGAAGGAGCCUAAGUCAGAUGGUGGCAGCCAUGUGUUUGGUUACCAUCUCCAGAUGAAAGACAAGAACAGCAUACUUUGGCAGAGAGUCAACAAAAUGGUGAUCCGUGCUACACACUUCAAGGUCACCAGCAUCAGUCCUGGACUUAUUUAUGAGUUCAAGGUUGCAGCAGAGAACGCUGCUGGAAUCAGUGCCUUUAGCAAAGUUUCUGAUGCAGUGCUGGCUAUUGAUGCCUGUGAACCACCGGUCAAUUUGCGCAUUAGCGACAUCACCAAGAACUCCAUAAGUCUGGCCUGGGAAAAGCCUAGCUAUGACGGAGGAUCCUCAAUCACUGGUUACAUCAUUGAGAAGAGAGAGGGUGUUAGUGCUAAGUGGUCCAAGGCUAACAUCACCAAUGUCACAGACACCCGCUUUGCUGUGACUGGCCUAAUCCAGGACGAGUCAUAUGAGUUUAGAGUCAUGGCCAAAAAUGCUGUUGGCUCAGUGAGCAACCCAUCUAUGACUGCUGGGCCAGCCAGAUGCGUGGACACCUAUGGUGCCCCAGAGAUUGACAUACCUCAAGAAUACUUCAGCGAGGUCAAGUACUUGGCUGAGUCUAAUGUGGAGCUCAAGUUCAAUAUCAAAGCCAAACCUGCUCCUACAAUUGAGUGGUUUAAGGAUGGCAGAGAGCUUGAGCCUACUGCCCAGCUCACUUUCAAACACACAUUCGAGUCCACCAGUUUGUUCCUGAGGGAAACCACUCGUCUGAACUCUGGAACAUAUGAGGUCAAGGUGAAGAACUCCCUGGGAUCUGCAUGUGCCAUUGUCAGGCUGCUCAUUCAAGACAAGCCAGGCCCUCCUGCUGGAGAGAUUCAGUUUAAGAAGGUCACAGCCAGCAACAUCACCAUCAUGUGGUCCCCGCCUGCUGAUGAGGGUGGUGCCAUGGUAACGCAUUAUAUUGUGGAAAAGAGGGAGACCAGCAGGGUCAUGUGGUCCGUUGUCUCAGAGAAAAUGGUCGACUGCAUUGUUAACGUGCCCAGACUCAUCCAGGGCAAUGAGUACAUCUUCAGAGUUCGUGGAGUCAACAAGUAUGGCAUCGGAGACCCACUGGAGUCUGAACCCAUAAUUGCAAAGAACGCAUUCAUUCCUCCUAGUGAGCCAUCCAAGCCUAAAGUGACCAUGAUCACCAAGUCCACUAUGACAGUGAUCUGGGAAAGACCAGCACUGGAUGGAGGCAGUGACAUUGAUGGCUACUACCUAGAGAAGAGGGAGAAGAAGAGUCUGCAGUGGUUCAAGGUGGUGAAGGGCACCAUCAGAGACACAAGGCAGAAAGUCACCAACCUGGUGGAGAACAAUGAGUACCAAUACAGAGUUUGUGCUGUUAACAAGGCUGGAGCAGGAAAGUACUCUGAGGCCUCUGAUCUCUACAAGGCCUACGACCCCAUCGAUCUGCCUGGAGAGCCAUCCAAGCUGCGUGUAGUCGACUCUACAAAGACCUCCAUUACCCUUGGCUGGGAAAAGCCUGUCUAUGAUGGUGGCAGUGAAAUCACACACUACAUUUUAGACCAGAUGAAUGCAGAGGACAAAGAAUGGGUGACCAUCAACCCACGGGUCACAACCUGUGAGUAUGUGGUGUCUCACCUCAAACCUGGAACCUACUACUUCUUCAGAGUCUCUGCUGUCAACUGCAAGGGCAAAGGAGAAGACAUCAAGAUGUAUCAGCCUGUGCAAGCCAAGGAUAUCUUGGAGGAGGCUGAUUUGGACUUGGAUGUUCCCAUGACAACCCAGUACACAGCCAGGGCCGGCCGUGACGUAGAAGUGUUUAUUCCCCUGAAGGGACGCCCCACCCCCAACGUCACCUGGCGCCGUGGCGACCGUAACAUUGCUGGUGACAACCGCUACACCAUCACUAGCACUGAGCGAGCCACCACACUCCUCAUCCCCAAGGUCACCCGCGAUGACCGCGGCAAGUACCUGCUGGAGAUUGAGAAUGGCGUGGGAGAGCCCAAGAUAAUUAUCGUUUCCCUAAAGGUUCUGGACAGUCCAGCCAUCUGCCAGAAACUGAUGGUCAAGAACGUGACAAGGGGAAAGCUGACUCUCAGCUGGGAGGCUCCUCUCAUCGAAGGCGGUUCCUCUGUCACCAAUUACAUUGUUGAGAAGAAGGCUUCCACCAUGAAGGCUUACCAGGUGAUCACUGCCGAGUGUCCUAACACAACUUACAAGGUGACGGGCCUGGAGGAGGAUGUGGCUUACUUCUUCCGUGUAUCUGCUGAAAAUGAGUACGGUGUGGGCGACACCUGCGAAACUGCUGAGCCUGUAAGAGCCACUGAAACUCCUGGAGCAGUUAAAAACCUGGUGAUGGCGGACUCUACAAAGAACUCUGUUACCUUGCAGUGGACUAGACCUGACCAUGAUGGUGGCAGCUACAUCACUGAAUACAUCAUUGAGAAGAGAACCGAAGAAGAUCCCACCUGGACUUUGGGAGCAACAUGCAAGCGUUUAAGCUGCGAGGUGACGGGACUCAAGGAGAACGCUAUCAUGGACUUCAGAGUAAUGGCCAAGAAUGAGAAGGGCAACAGUGACUUUUCCCAGAUUGGACCGAUUGUAGUGAAGGACUUUAUCAUUCCACCCGAGGCCAACCUCAGUGACUACCCCAAUGGAGAGCUUGCUGUUCGUAUUGGUCAGAAUAUCCACAUUGAGUUGCCCUUCAAGGGUAAACCAAGACCUGCCAUUAGCUGGCUAAAGGAUAACAUACCUCUGAAGGAAAGUGAUAAGAUUCGCUUCAGGACCACUGACAACAAGACUGCGAUCACAGUCAGAGGAGUUAAGAAGGAGCAUGCUGGCCAGUACACCUUGGUUCUGGAUAACAGAGUCAUCAAGAACUUCUUUGAUAUUAAUGUGAUCACUCUGGGACCCCCCUCAGUGCCUGUUGGUCCCGUACGCUAUGAUGAGAUUAAAGCCCAAAGUAUCAUCAUUUCCUGGGAUGAGCCGAAGGAGGAUGGAGGUGGUGAGAUCACCUGCUACAGUGUGGAGAAACGUGAGGCUUCCCAGGCUGUAUGGAAGAUGGUCUGCUCCAGUGUUGUCAGGACCACAUUCAAGAUUCCCAACCUUGUCAAGGGAACUCACUACCAGUUCAGAGUCCGUGCAGAGAACAAGUAUGGAGUCAGUGAACCCCUCAUCUCCUCAGACGUUGUUGCCCAGCACCAGUACAAACCACCAGGGCCUCCUGGAAAACCAGUAGCCUUCAACGUCACCAGUGAUGGCAUGACCAUCAAGUGGGAGGCCCCCGGCUUUGACGGAGGAUCACCCAUUAUGGGCUAUCAUAUUGAAAAGAAGGACAGGAAUAGCCUCCUGUGGGAGAAAGUGAACUCCACCAUCAUCUCCAACAGAGAGUACAGGAUAAUUAGUCUCUUGGAGGGUCUGGAGUACUCCUUCAGAGUCUAUGCUGAGAACAACGCCGGACUCAGCCCUGUCAGUGAACAGAGCAAACAUGCACUCGCUAUCUCCCCUGUUGAUCCACCUGGCAACCCUGUCUGCAUCGACACAACAAGAGACUCAGUCACCCUGCAAUGGGACAUUCCCAAGAAGGAUGGUGGCAGCAAAAUUGUGGCCUACAGUGUGGAGAGACGCCAAGGUAGAGGCAAAUGGCUGCGAUGCAACUUCACUGAUAUCUCUGAGACCCAGUUCACCGUAACUGGUCUGGCUCCGGGAGACCGAUUCGAGUUUAGAGUCAUUGCCAGGAAUGCCGUAGGCACGGUCAGUCCACCAUCCAACUCCUCUGGAUAUAUUAUGACCAAGGAUGAGAGCAUUCCUCCAGAUGUCAUAUGGUCUCCAGACCAGGUGCUCACCCUGAGGGCCGGUGAGAACAUUAAGCUCAACUGCAGCAUCACUGGACGUCCCGUCCCCCAGAUUAUCUGGUACAAGGAUGGCAAAGAGAUUGACAAAAGGACCAUGUUUGACAUCGAGAUCACCACCGGCAUUGGCACCAGCAGUGUAUUUGUUCGUGAUGCUGACAGAAACCACCGUGGAAUCUACACCAUAGAGGCCAAGAACAGCUCUGGUACCAGGAAGGCUGAAGUCAACGUCAGAGUACAAGAUACCCCUGGACCUGUUGAGGGUCCCAUCCGUUUCACGGGUAUCACAGCUGAUAAGUGCACCGUUUGGUGGAACCCGCCAGAGAACGAUGGCUGUGCCGCCAUAACCCACUAUGUGGUGGAGAAGAGGGAGACAUCCAGGAUCACCUGGGCCUUGGUCACCUCCAAAUGCGAGGCCUGUUCUUACAAUGCCACCAACCUCAUCAAAGGGAAUGAAUACCAGUUCAGAAUCUCUGCUGUCAACAAGUUUGGUGUUGGCAAACCACUGGACUCUGAUCCCUUCAUUGCACAGAUGCAGUACACUGUGCCUGAUGCCCCAGGUACCCCAGAUGCCACCCAUGUAACUGGAAACAGCAUCACCGUGUGUUGGACCAGACCACGGUCAGAUGGAGGCAAUGAGAUCAAACACUACAUUCUGGAGAGGAGAGAGAAGAAGAGCCUGGUUUGGGUGAAGGUUUCCUCCAAGAGACCCAUCACAGAGCUAAGACACCGUGUCACCAACCUCACUGAGGGCAAUGAGUAUGAGUUCCGCGUAAUGGCUGAAAAUGGCGCUGGCAUCGGACCGGCCAGCAGUACCUCCAGGCUCUUCAAAUGUAGAGAACCAACCAGUGCUCCCAGUAACCCCACAUUAGUCAAGGCCACUGACUCCACCAAGACCUCUGUCAGCCUGACAUGGACCAAGCCAGUCUUCGAUGGCGGUCUGGAAAUAAUUGGCUACAAUAUCGAUAUGUGUAAGGCCAGUCUGGAGGAGUGGCACAGAGUAAACAGCCAGAUUUGCAUCCACACCAGCUACACCGUGAAGGGCUUGGUUCCUGGAGAGUUCUACAAGUUCAGGGUCAGUGCUGUGAAUGGAUGCGGUGAGAGCGAACCUUCAGUGAUGCCCAGCGCUGUUCAAGCUCUGGACAGACUUACACUACCUGAGAUCGACAUUGCUGCCAAAUUCAAGCAGACUCACAUCGUAAAGAAUGGUGGAACAGUUGUCCUCCAUAUUGCCUUCCGUGGAAAGCCAGCUCCUGUUGCCACCUGGUCUAAGGUGGAUGGUGAGCUGCCUGUCAUGGCUGACAUUAACACCACUGAUUCCUCCUCUACACUAACCAUUGAGGGCUGCACUAGGUAUGAAGCUGGCAAAUACACCCUUUCCCUGGAGAACAACAGCGGACAAAAGUCCAUCACAUUCACUGUCAAAGUGCUGGACACUCCCGGGCCUCCAGGAGCUAUCACCUUCAAAGAUGUUACCCGUGGAGCCUUGACAGUUAUGUGGGAUGCCCCCACUAAUGAUGGUGGAUCCCGAAUCCACCACUACAUUGUGGACAAGCGCGAAGCCAGCCGCCUGGCCUGGCAGGAGGUCAGCAGCAAGUCCUCUCGCCAGACACUCAGGGUCACUGGUCUGGAGAUUGGUGUGCCAUAUCUGUUUAGGGUGACUGCUGUUAACCAGUAUGGCCAGGGAGAACCACACGAGAUGACAGAGCCCGUCAUUGCCACAGAAGAACCCGCACCACCCAAGAGACUGGAUGUUGUCGACACCACAAACUCCUCUGCCUCCCUGGUGUGGCUGAAGCCCGAGCAUGAUGGAGGCAGCCGCAUCAGAGGCUACAUUGUUGAAUUCAGAGCUAAAGGCACUGACCGUUGGGUUGUUGGUGGAGAGACCAAAUCCCAGAAGAUGCUAUUGGAGGGUCUGAUUGAGAACACAGAGUAUGACUUCAGAGUCAAGGCCAAGAAUGACGCUGGAAUCAGCGAACCUCAGGGCACAUUCACCUCUGUGGUCAUUAAGGAGCCUCGCAUCGAGCCAACUGCUGACCUCAGCAGCAUCACCAACCAGCUCAUCAUCUGCAAGCUCUCCAACACCUUUACAAUCAACAUCCCCAUCAGUGGCAGGCCUGCACCCAAGAUCACCUGGAAGCUGGAGGAAAUGAAGCUAAAGGAGUCUGACAGAGUUGUCAUCAGAUCCACAAAAGAGGAAACCACUUUGAUGGUGAGAGAUAGCAAGAGAAGCGACAGUGGCAAGUACUACUUGAUCCUGGAGAAUGCUGCUGGUGUGAAGACGUUCACAGUGACAGUGGUUGUUGUUGGCAGACCAAGUCCACCCACAGGCCCUGUGGAGAUUUCUGGAGUCUCCUCAGAGUCCUGCUCUCUGUCCUGGUCCGAGCCAGCUGACGAUGGUGGCUCUGAAAUUACGAACUACAUCGUGGAAAAACGAGAGUCUGGCUCUGCCUCUUGGCAAGUAGUAAACUCCAGUGUGAAGAGAACCACCAUCAAAGUGACUCACCUUACCAAGUAUAUGGAGUACACCUUCAGAGUGUGCGCUGAGAACAAAUUCGGAGUCAGCAAGUCCAUUGAGUCUGCUGCUGUUGUCAUUGAGCAUCCAUAUGUUCCUCCAAGUCCUCCAACUCGCCCAGAUGUGGUGUCUGUAUCUGCUAAUGCCAUCAGCAUCAAAUGGGACCUGCCAUAUGCCGACGGUGGCAGCAAGGUGACAGGCUACUGGAUUGAAAAGAAGGAGAGAAACACCAUCCUGUGGGUGAGGGAGAACAAACUGCCCUGCCUGGAUUGCCAGUACAAGGUGUCCAACCUGAUUGAGGGCCUGGAGUACCAGUUCAGGGUCUACGCCAUGAACAUUGCCGGACUCAGCAAGGCCAGCGAGGCUUCCAGACCUGUGGUGGCACUCAAUCCUGUUGAUCCUCCUGGUAAACCCGAAGUGACCGACAUCACCCGCUCCUCUGUGUCGUUGUGCUGGACCGUGCCAUUCAACGAUGGCGGCAGCAAGAUUGUUGGUUAUGUGGUGGAGAGAAAAGUCUACAGUACGGAUGAGUGGGAUGACAAUCGCUGGCUCAAGUGCAACUACACAACUAUCAGCGAGAACUACUUCACCGUCAGCAACCUGGGAGAGGGAGAGACCUACGAAUACCGCGUCAUUGCCAAGAAUGCUGCCGGUGUCCACAGUGCACCCUCUGAGGUCACUGGACCGGUCACAUGCAAGGAUGAAUACUCUCCUCCAAAAGCUGAGCUGGACAGCAAGCUGGUGGGUGAGACCGUCACCGUCAUGGCCGGCUCCGACCUGGUCCUGGAUGGCACUGUGGGCGGUAAACCAGAACCUACAGUAUACUGGUCGAAGGGCGACAAGAUUUUGGAGCUUGGAGAGAAAUACUCACUGACCUACACUGCCACCAGAGCCAUGGCUGUUAUCAAGAACUGUGACAGAUACGACACAGGCAGAUACAUCCUGACCGUCAAGAACGCCAGUGGAACCAAGACCGCUGCUGUCAGCGUCAAAGUUCUGGACACUCCUGGAGCCCCGGCUGAUAAGCUUGUGAUCAGCAGAGUGACGGAGGAGAAGUGUACAGUGUCCUGGAAGAUCCCUCUGGAGGACGGUGGAGACAGCGUCAGCCAUUACAUCGUGGAGCGUCGCGAGACCAGCCGCCUCAACUGGGUUGCUAUGGAGACUGAGUGCAAGACACUGUCGUGCGUCAGCACCAGGCUAAUCAAGAACAAUGAAUACAUCUUCAGAGUUAGAGGAGUCAACAAGUACGGGCCUGGAGUUCCUCUGGAAUCCGAGCCUGUCAUUGCCAGGAAUGCCUACACCAUCACAUCCCAGCCAGGCACUCCAGAGGCUACAGCAGUCGGCAAGGAGCAUGUCAUCAUUGAGUGGCUGAAGCCCGAGAGUGAUGGAGGCAGCGAGAUCAAAACCUACUUAGUAGACAAACGAGAGAAGAGCAGCACCAGGUGGACUCGGGUGAAUAAGAAUUACACCAUCUAUGACACCCGUCUGAAGAUCUCCGGCUUGCUGGAGGGAAGCGAGUACCAAUUCAGAGUGACAGCUGUCAACGCUGCUGGAGACAGCCAUCCAAGUGACGCCUCGGCAUACAUCCUCUGCAAAGACCCCACAUAUACCCCAGCUCCUCCAUCAGUACCUCGUAUCACUGACACAACCAAGCACAGCAUCAGCAUGACCUGGACCAGGCCCAUGUACGACGGCGGCUCAGACGUCACCGGCUACUUUGUGGAGAUCCUAGAGGAGGGCUCUGAGCAGUGGUACCGUGCCAACGCCAAAGCCAUCAAGAACACAGAGUAUGUGGCUGCCGGCCUGGUAGCCAAUAAGAAGUACAGAUUCAGAGUAGCUGCUGUCAACGACAAAGGCACUGGCGAGUUCAGUGAACCUAGUGCCGAGGUUGAGCCUCUGGAGAAAGUUGAAAUGCCAGACCUGGAGCUGCACGAGGACCUGAAGAAAACGGUGUGUUUGCGCGCUGGAGGAACCCUGCGUUUGAUUGUAUUUGUCUCUGGCCGGCCGUUACCAGUAGUUGCUUGGAGGAAGACAGGUGUGGAGCUGCAGAGCCGCGGCUACAUUGAGACCACCGACAGCUACACCUCACUGAUGGUGGAGAAGGUCAACCGCUACGACUCUGGAAAAUACGUUGUGGAGGCAGAGAACCCAUCUGGCAAGAAAACUGCCACCAUCCUGGUUAAGGUCUACGACACUCCUGGUCCUCCAAGCUCUGUGAACGUGAAGGACUACACCAAGGAGUCUGUCGUGAUCACCUGGGACGUCCCUAGCAUUGACGGUGGUGCUCAUGUCAGCAACUACAUCAUAGAGAAGCGUGAAGCCAACAUGAAGUCAUACAAGACCGUCACCACUGAGUGUAGGAAGACCCUGUUCAGGAUCUCUGGUCUGGAGGAGGGAGUGCACUACUUCUUCAGAGUCUUGCCAGAGAACAUAUAUGGUGUUGGCGAGCCCUGUGAGACAUCCGAGGCUGUGCUGGUGUGCGACGUGCCGUCAGUGCCUCAGAACCUCCAGAUCAUUGAUGUCACCAAGUCCUCAGUCACUCUGCACUGGGAGAAGUCACUAUACGAUGGUGGCAGCAGGCUGUCAGGAUAUAUCAUCGAGGCAUGCAAGGCAGGCUCGGACAGGUGGAGUACCGUCGCAACAGUCAAAGCCUCAGUGACCCAGCACACCAUCCAGUCUCUGACGGAGAACGACCAGUACCUUUUCAGACUGCGAGCCACCAACAGCAGGGGAGCCAGCGAGCCCAUGGACACUGUCACCCCUGUCACCAUCCAGGAUAUCAAGGUGAUGCCCAAGAUCGACAUGACCAGCAUUCCUCAGAAGAUCGUCCAUGUGCACCGUGGCAAACCCAUUGACCUCAACAUCCCCAUAAGGGCCAAACCACAGCCAGUCUGCUCCUGGUUCUUUGGUGGUGUCAAACUGAAGGACACACUGGACCGCAUCAAGAUUGACAGCAACGGAAAAUACACUCACCUCGUCAUCCGUGAGACCACCAUCAACGACACAGGAGACUACACGCUUGAGGUGAAGAAUGCCAUUGGCAUGGCAACCGAGGUCAUCAAGGUCAUCAUUCUGGACAAACCUGGCAUCCCAGUUGGUCCAGUGAAGAUCGAGGAGAAUGACGGCGUAUCGGUCACAAUCAGCUGGGAACCCCCAGAGAAGGACGGUGGUGCCAACGUCAGCGGCUAUGUGGUGGAACAGCGCGAUGCCCACCGCCCAGGCUGGGUCACCAUCUCAGAGUCUGUGACCCGACCCUGCUUCAAGUUCACCAGACUCACUGAGGGAACCGAGUACGUGUUCCGUGUUGCAGCCAUGAAUCGCUUUGGUGUUGGUGGCUUCCUGCAGUCAGAGGUGGUGGAGUGCAAGAGCGAAAAGACCAUCCCUGGACCUCCCAGCAAGCCAGAGGUGCUUGAUGUCACUCACGAGGGCAUGACCCUGACCUGGCAACCACCCGUGGACAAUGGUGGCUCCACCAUUGCCGGCUAUAUCAUUGAGCGUAAGGAGGCCCGUUCUGACAGGUGGCUGAAGAUCAACAAGAACCUUGUCACCAUGACCAGGUACCGCUCCUCUGGCCUGAUUGAGGGCCUGGAGUAUGAACACCGUAUCACUGCCGUCAACUCCAGAGGAGCCGGCAAACCCAGCGAGAGCUCUGCCAUCACUGUUGCCAUGGAUCCCAUUGAGCCUCCAGGUCCUCCAAUUCAGCCCAGAGUCACCGACACCACCAGGUCUUCAGUAUCUCUGGCCUGGCUCCCACCCGAAGAGGAGGGUGGUUCUAUUGUUACUGGGUACUUUAUCGAGAUGCAGAAGGUGGACCAGGUGGAAUGGACGCUGUGCAACACCACGCCCACAAAGAUGUGCGAGUACACCCUCACUCACAUGCCCCAGGGCGCCGAGUACAAGUUCAGGAUCAUUGCCUGCAAUGCUGGUGGUUCUGGGGAGUCCGCUGAGAUUCCUGGAGUGGUUAAAGUCCAGGAGAUGCUUGAUUAUCCCGACUACGUGCUUGAUCGUAAAUACGAGGAGGGCUAUGUGGUGCGGCAGGGCGGAGUCGUUCGUCUGUCUGUGCCCAUCAAGGGUAAACCUAUCCCUACAUGCAAGUGGACCAAGGACGGCCGUGACAUCUCUCAUCGGGCCAUGAUCGCCACCCAUGAUGACAUCACCGAGCUGGUCAUCAAAGAGGCACACAAAGACGACACUGGUACCUAUGACCUGGUGCUGGAGAACAAAUGCGGCAGGAAGGCCGUGUACAUCAAGGUGAAGGUGAUUGGUCGCCCUGAUGCCCCAGAGGGCCCUCUGGAGUUUGAUGACAUUCAGGUCAGAUCAGUGCGGGUCAGCUGGAGGCCACCAUCAGAUGAUGGCGGCUCCGACGUUCUGGGAUACAUUGUGGAAAGAAGGGAGGUACCCAAGGCUGCCUGGUACACAGUCGACUCCAGGGUAACUGAGAGUUCUCUGGUGGUGAAGGGUCUGAAGGAGAAUGUGCAGUACCACUUCAGGGUUUCUGCCGAAAACCAGUUUGGCAUUAGCAGAUCUCUCAAGUCUGAUGAGGCUGUCACACCAAAAACACCACUUUGCGCACCAGAACCUCCCGGCAAUCCACCAGAGAUUAUGGACGUGACCAAGACCACGGUGUCUCUGUCCUGGGCCCGGCCCCGGGAUGAUGGAGGCUCCCGCGUCACGGGAUACUAUGUGGAGAGGAGAGAGGUUUCGACAGAGAAGUGGGUCCGACACAACAAGACCCACAUCACCACCACUAUGUACAAUGUCACCGGCCUCAUCCCUGAUGCUGAGUACAUGUUCAGAGUGGUGGCUCAGAAUGACAUCGGGCAGAGCGAGCCUGGUCCUGCCUCAGAGUCUGUGGUCUGCAAAGAUCCAUUUGACAAACCCAGCCAACCAGGGGAGAUCGACAUCAUCUCCAUCACCAAGGACUCCAUCACCAUCCACUGGCUCAGGCCAGAGCAUGACGGCGGCAAGGAGAUUCUGGGCUACUGGAUUGAGUUCAGGCAGGCUGGAGAAAGUGCCUGGAAAAAAUGUAACAAAGAGCGCUCCAAGGAUCGUCAGUUCACUAUGGGCGGGUUGAUGGAGGCCACCGAGUACGAGUUCAGAAUCUUUGCUGAGAAUGAGACUGGACUGAGCCGACCUCGCCGCACACCCAUGGGCAUCAAGACCAAACUGAGCGUUGGUGAGGCUCCAGCUUUGAAGGAAGAGAUCCAAGAUGUAACCACCAAGCUUGGCGAGUCCGGCACCCUCACCUGUGGCAUCAUUGGAAGACCUCUGCCUGAGAUCAAGUGGUACCGCUACGGUAAAGAGCUGAUCCAGAGCCGUAAGUACAAGAUGAGCUCAGAUGGCCGCAACCACUCCCUGAGCAUCCUGACAGAUGAGCAGGAAGAUGAGGGCCUGUACACCUGCAGGGCCAUCAACGAAGCCGGAGAGAUCGAGACCAGUGGCAAACUGCGCCUGCAGGCGCCACCACAGUUCCACCCUGGCUUCCCUCUGAAGGAGAAGUACUACGCUGGAGCUGGUACCAGCCUCCGUCUCCAUGUUGUCUACAUUGGACGUCCCAUCCCCCAGAUCAUGUGGUUCUAUGGCAAGAAGCCUCUGAACGCAUCUGAGAAUGUAAUUAUUGAAAACACCGAAAGCUACACCCACCUGGUGGUGAGGAACGCCCAGAGGAAGACCAACGCUGGUCGCUACAAGGUGCAGCUCAGCAAUGUAUUUGGAACCAUCGACACUGUGCUCCGUGUUGAAAUCCAAGAUAAACCAUGCGUCCCUGAGGGCCCUGUUAUUGUUGAGGCUCUGCUGAAGAGCUCAGUUGUCAUCAGCUGGAAGACACCCAAGGACGACGGAGGCUCCAUGAUUACCAACUACAUUGUGGAGAAACGCGAGGCCAAAGAAGGCGAGCAGUGGCACCUGGUGUCCUCCUCCGUUUCUGGCACCACAUGCCGUGUCCCCAACCUGACUGAGAAUGCUGGCUACUACUUCAGAGUCUCUGCCCAGAACCAAUAUGGAGUCAGUGAGUCCCUGGAGAUCCCAUCGGUGGUCAUCAUCAAGAGUCCAUUUGAAAAACCUGGCAUCCCACAACAGCCCUUCAUCAUCAGCUCCACCAAAGACUCCUGUGUCGUCUGCUGGAAACCUCCAACCAGCGACGGUGGAGCUAAAAUCAGCGGCUACUACCUGGAGAAACGUGAGAAGAAGCAGAACAAGUGGAUGUCAGUAACCACUAAGAAGAUUGCCGAGACCAGCUUUGAGGUCAAAGCCUUGAUCGAGGGCUUUGAGUAUGAGUUCCGCGUCAAGUGUGAGAACAUGGGCGGUGAGAGCGACUGGAGUGAGAUUUCAGCACCUGUCAUCCCCAAGUCCGACCAGGCUCCUCGUGCUCCUGCGUUCAGGGAGGAGAUCAGGGACAUGACCAUCAAAUACCACAACAAUGCCACCUUUGUCACCAAGGUGAUGGGACAUCCAAAACCUUUGGUGAAAUGGUACCGCAAUGGAAAGGAGAUCCAGGCAGAUGGAGCCAAGAUCAAAGCCCUGGAGUUCAAGGGAGGCUACUACCAGCUGAUCAUCACUGCCGCUGAUGAGAAUGAUGCCGCAGUUUACCAAGUCAGAGCAACCAACCCCUCAGGGUCCAUCUCUACAACGGCCAACCUUGAGGUUGAAGUUCCUGCUAGGAUCCACCUGCCUGAGGAGCUUCAGGGAAUGGGAGCAGUCCAUGCUGUCUGUGGUGAGCGCAUCACCAUCAAGAUCCCCAUCUCUGGCAAGCCUGAGCCAGCAGUCGUUUGGCAGAAGGGUCAGGAGAUCCUCUCCAACUCUCCUCGUUACCAAGUCAUCACCACCAGAUCUUUCACCUCUCUGGUGUUCAUGAAGGGAAUGGAGAGGAAGGAUACUGGCUACUACAUCAUUACAGCAAAGAACAGGUUUGGUACAGACAAGCAAACCAUUGAGGUGAACGUUGCUGACAUACCUGAUGCUCCAAAGGGACUGGUUGUCAGUAACAUUGCUCGGGACUCCAUCACCUUGACCUGGGAACCCCCUGCCAGUGAUGGUGGAAGUGACAUCAUUAGCUACAUUGUGGAGAAGUGUCCCACCACUGCUGACAGGUGGAUCCGAGCUGGACAGACCACUGACUGCAGCAUCACCAUCAUCAAUAUAUUUGGAAAGACCAAGUACCAGUUCCGCGUCAUUGCCGAAAACCAGUUUGGCCUGAGCCAUCCUUCUGAGCCAACUGAGCCCAUCACCACAAAAGAGGACAAGUCUGUGAUUAGGAAUUAUGAUGAGGAAGUGGACGAAGCCAGAGAGGUCACCAAGGAGGAGGCUCUGUUCUACAAGGUGAAGGAGCUGUCCUCCAAGUACAUCAUCUCUGAGGAACUCUCUCGCUGCCAGUUUGGAGUGGUCCACCGCUGCACGGAGAUUGCCACAAAGAAGACCUUCAUGGCCAAGUUCAUCAAGGUCAGAGGAACCGACCGUGAGUUGGUUCUCAGAGAAAUUGAGGCCCUUAACAUAGCAAGGCACAAGAAUAUCAUCUAUCUACAUGAAUACUUUGAAAGCAUGGAGGAGAUUAUCCUCAUCUUUGAGUUCAUUUCUGGAGUUGACAUCUUUGAGCGCCUUGGCACGAGCAACUUCGAGCUGACAGAGCAGGAGAUUGUCCGGUACCUGAGACAAGUCUGCUCUGCCCUCAAGUUCUUGCAUAGCCACAACUUCGGCCACUUUGAUAUCCGCCCAGACAACAUUGUCUACACCACCAGGAAAAGCACCACCAUAAAGAUUAUUGAGAUGGGCCAGGCUAGGCUGUUGGUGCCAGGAGAUAACAUCAGAAUGCUGUUCUCAGCUCCCGAGUACUGUGGCCCUGAGGUCCACCGUCAUGACCUGGUCACAACAGCCACUGAUAUGUGGUCUGUUGGCGUAAUGGCCUACGUUUUGCUUAGUGGCCUUAAUCCAUUUGCGGCAGAGUCCACUACAAAGAUGAUUGAGAACAUCUCCAACUGUGAGUACAUCUUUGACAGUGAAGCAUUCAAGGACAUCAGCUUGGAAGCUAUGGACUUUAUAGACAGACUUUUAGUCAAGGACAUGAAGCUCCGUAUGACAGCCCACGAGGCUCUGGAGCACCCAUGGCUCAAGAUGAAGAUUGAGCAUGUCAGCAACAAGAUCAUUAGGACACUGAGACACAGAAGGUACUACCAGACUCUGGUAAAGAGGGUAGAUACUAUUGUAUCAUCAGCUCGUGUGGCCUACGGUGGCGCCUUCAAGAACCAGAGAGGAUUGGCUGUGGGUAGAGUGAAGAUUGGAACUGAGUACCAUGGCCUCCGCAGUGGUCCAGUCAUGCAUGGUUCAGCUGAAGAAGGUGGCCAUGUCAGAUUUACUUGUAGCAUCACCAACUUUGACAAGAGUACACAGGUGACAUGGUAUCACGGUACCCGUCAGCUACAUGCAAGCGCCAAGUAUGAAAUCACUUACAGCAAUGGUUUUGCCAGCAUCUAUGUAAAGGACAUUGAAGAGAGUGAUGAUGGUGUGUACAGGUGCAAGGUGGUGAGUGACGAUGGAGAGGACAGUGCUUAUGGAGAGCUCUUUGUUGAGACAGUGAGGAGCAUCAGAGAGUACUACCUUAGUCGCACCAUCAAGAAACUGAGGAAGAGAGUCGACAAGACGAAACUCCUGCAGAAACCACCAGAGUUCACUUUGCCUCUCUACAAUCGCUCUGCCUACAUCGGUGAAGAUGUGCGCUUCGGUGUCACCAUUACCGUGCACCCGGAGCCUCAUGUCACAUGGCUCAAGAAUGGAGAGAAAAUCAAGCCAGGUGAAGAUGACACCAAGUACACGUUCACCAGCGAUAAGGGUCUUUACCAGCUGAUGAUCCACAACCUGGACUUAAGUGAUGAUGCAGAAUACACCGUCAUGGCUCACAACAAGUUUGGAGAAGACAGCUGCACAGCUCGUCUCACUGUGACACCUCAUCCUGUAAUGGAGGAAACUAUGAGGCCCAUGUUCAAACGCCUGCUGGCUAAUGUUGAUUGUGUUGAGGGACAUAGCGUCCGCUUCGAGCUCAGAGUCUCAGGAAUCCCCACUCCCACUCUGAAAUGGGAGAAGGACAGUCAUCCACUUCAGUUUGGUCCAAAGGUCGUUGUCAUACAGGAGGACGUUGACCACUAUGUCCUGUACAUCAGAGAUACUCUGCUCGAGGACUCUGGUGUGUACAAGGUGACAGCAACCAACUCUGCUGGCUCUGCAAGCUGCCAGGCUACACUGCAUGUGGACCGCCUCACCUACACCAGGAGAGAGUACAAGAGCGAGGAGGAGAAAUACCUACAUGUACAGAAACAAAUUGAAAAGACCAACAAGAUGGCUCAGCAUAUUGUUGCCACUAAGGAGCUUGUACCUCUAAACCCCACAGCUCAGGAGGCACUUAACUUUGCUGCAGAGAUGUACAAGCCUGCAGUGAGCACCAAGAACGUUGAGGGUGAGUUCGACAUCACAGUUGAGAAGACUGAGACUAAGAGGCUGGAGGAGGAGAGGAGGAUCUUUAUGCCAUAUGAGAUCCCUGAGCCUGUGGUUCAUGAUCCUAGAGCUCUGGAUGAGGACAAAACUAUCAAACAGUUUGUGGCUCUGUCCGACAUGAAGUGGUAUAGAAAACUGAGAGACCAGUAUGAGAUUCCAGAGAGGAUGGAGAGGAUUGUGCAGAAGAGGCAGAGACGUAUUCGCCUGUCCAGGUGGGAGCAGUUCUACGUCAUGCCCCUCCCGAGAAUCACCGACCAGUACAGGCCAAGGUGGCGUAUUCCAAAACUCACUCUGGAUGACUUGGAGACUGUUAGGCCUGCUCGCCGUUCACCUUCUCCUGAAUCUGAGAUCUCUUACAGAUCCAGAAGGAGAUCACUGGGAGAUCUUAGUGACGAGGAGCUGCUGAUGCCUGUGGAUGACUAUCUUUCCAUGAGGAGAACAGAGGAAGAGAAAAUGAUGCUGGAGGAUGAACUGGAGCUUGGCUUUUCUGCCUCUCCUACAGGCAGCCCUGUUCGCGCUGAGCGGCGUGCCGUGGAACGUGAAGAGAGGAGGCAGGAGGUCAGACAUGAGGCUGCUGAGGUUACUGAGACAAAGAAGAAACGCACUAUUUCUCAGUACAUGAGGAGGCGAAGGUCACUGUCUCCCACAUACAUUGAGCUCAUGCGUCCAGUCUCAGAGCUGAUCAGACCAUCACGGGCUAUGCCUGUGGAAGCAGAGGGAGAGGUUGUUGCAAGAAGGUCUCCCACCCCUGAGAGGACCCGUCCCCGCUCUCCCAGCCCCAUCAGGUCUGUUGAAAGGUCAUCCCGCUCCUCCUCCAGGUUUGAGCGGUCUGCCCGCUUCGACAUCAUGUCCCGCUAUGAGGCCAGAAAGGCUGCUAUAAAGGCUGAGAGGAAAUACCAGGUGGUUACCCAGCAGCCUUUCAGUCUGGACCACGCUCCCCGUGUGACUGUUAGGAUGCGCUCUCAUCGUGUACCAAUUGGCCAAGACACGAAAUUCACCCUGAACAUCCAGAGCAAACCAGAGGCCGAGGUCAAGUGGUUCCACAAUGGAACAGAAAUCUCUGAAAGCAGUGAGAAAUAUGUCUUCACCAACAUGAGUGGUGUUUUGUCCAUCACUAUUCUGGACUGCCAUGAGGAGGACAGUGGCACAUACCGCUGUGAAUGCACCAACUCUAGGGGAGAAGCUUCCGACUAUGCCACCCUUGACGUGGCAGGUGGCGGCUACACCACCUUCUCCUCUCGCCGCAGGGAUGAGGAUGUUCUCAAAGGAUAUGUCCCUGAAGUCACUCGAAUUGAUCACUAUCACACCACCCACUUCAAAACUGGCUACGCUACUCAGACCCAUUUUGAGGUUGAAGAGAGCAAGACUAAGCUAACUGAGACACGUGAGGUUUCCACACGUGAGAGAUACGCUGCCUCCUCUGAGAGGUACUCCUCUGCUGAGAGGUACUCCUCUGCUGAGAGGUACUCUUCUGCUGAGAGGCUUGAUUCAUCUGUCAAGUAUGCAUCUGCCGAAUACCUAUCAUCUGAUUCCUCAUACUCAUCUGAAAAGUUUUCUCUGACUGGGAAACACACCGCAACUGAAGCUAAACUGAAGUCGACUUCUGCUGCUGUUGCUGAGGAAGUUACUGUGCUUAAGGUGAAGCCUUCUCUUCCUGCCAGAAUCCUCACCAAGCCCCAGUCUGUGACAGUUGCAGAGGGAGAGACAGCCAGAUUCUCUUGUGAUAUCGACGGGGAGCCUGCACCUACUGUAGUAUGGAUGUACGAGGGCAGAACCAUUGUCUCAAUUCACCGCAUCCAGGUCACCACCACUCAGUACAAGUCCAGCAUGGAGAUCUCCUCUGUGAUGGCCUCUGAUGAGGGCAGUUACACGGUAGUGGUAGAGAACUCAGCAGGCAGGCAAGAGGCUCACUUCACCUUGACCAUCCGCAGACCAGCUCCCAAAGAGGAGGUCAAGGCUGUCAAAUCCCCUGAGCCAUCUGUAAAGUCACCCACUCCCAGUGUGAAGUCACCAGAGCCUUCAGUCAAAUCGCCUACUCCUUCCGUAACCUCCCCUGUCCCGAGCGUCAAGUCCCCUGAGCCUUCAGUUAAAUCACCAGCUCCAAGUGUGAAGUCUCCUGAACCAACGUCUCCUGCUCCCGGUGUGAAGUCACCAACACCAGGUGUGAAGUCACCCACACCAAGUGUGAAAUCUCCUGAACCAGAGGGAAUUAAGUCUCCAAGGAGCAUUAAGUCUCCUGAGCCAGCCGCACCCUCUCCAGCACCCGGUGUCAAAUCACCAGCUCCAGGUGUCAAAUCACCAGCUCCAGGUGUCAAAUCUCCCGAACCUGAGGGAGUGAAGUCACCACGGGGUAUAAAAUCUCCAGAACCCAGACUCAAGUCACCUCCACCACCACUCAAGUCUCCAGAGAGUGUGAAGUCACCGGAGCCCGAGGAAGUAAAAUCACCUCGUGGUGUCAAAUCUCCGGAACCUGCAGGACUCAAAACACCAAAAGGUAUCAAAUCUCCAGAACCUGCGGGAAUCAAAACACCAAAAGGCAUCAAGUCCCCAGAACCUGCAGGCAUCAAAUCACCAAGGGCCUUAAAGUCCCCUGAGCCCGAGGGGAUCAAAUCACCUCCUAGGAUGAAGUCCCCUCCUCCUAGCUUGUCCCCCAAGAGGGUUGUGUCUCCACCCACCGUCAAAUCCCCAACCCCGAAACCUCCCAGGGUCCUGAGUCAGCUAACAGCCGAGGCCAGUGAGGGUUCGGUGAGGAUGUCCUGCGUCUGUGAGAGCAGCGUCAGGGAGGUGGUGUGGUACAUCAACGGGAGGAGGCUUUCACAGAGCAGUCGCUUUGAGAUGCACUACUCUGAGGGCUCCUGCAGCCUCCUGAUCCAUGAUUUGGCAGACAGUGAUCAGGGAGAAUACAUCUGUGAGAUGACAUCAGAGGGAGGAGUAUCCAAAUCCUCCUUCUCAUUCACCGGACAGGUGUUCCAGUCCAUACGCAUGAAGGUCAAAGCCUACCGUGAACAGCAAGUGGCACUUAAAGGAUCAAUGGUGAUGAGUCACAAGGAGUCUUCAUCAGCAGUGAGCUCAGCCAUGAUGAUGAAGAAAGAAAUGCACACGAAGGAGGAGUCAACGUCUUUCUCUUCCUCGUCUUCCGCCCAGCAGGCGAUGAUGUCAUCCAUGAUGGAGUCAAGCUCCAUCAGCAGCAUGGCAGCUGAGAUGAAGUUUGAGACCAUGUCCAUGUCCAGCAUGUCCUCCAUGACAUCAGAGACGUACGCCAUGAGCUCCAGCAGUCUGACUGAGAUGUCUUCACACAUGGAGGGAUCCUCAUUCAGAGCAAUCGGUUCUGCUCCCAGGAUCGAGGCUCUGCCAGAGGACAUCAGCAUCGAGCCAGGCAAAGUCCUCACAGUCACCUGCGCCUUUUCCGGCGAAGCCAAACACAUCGAGUGGUCCCGCAGCGGCAGAAAGAUCGAGGUGACUGCCGGUGGACGCUUCCACAUUGACACCACGGAAGACCUGACCACUCUCAUCAUCACCGGGGUGAAGGAGGAAGACGCUGGAACCUAUACCCUGAAGCUAUCUAAUGAGCUCGGAUCUGACACAGCGACUGUUCACAUCAGCAUUCGAUCAGCAUAAAAGAAAAAGAAAAAAAAAUCUAAUCUUCCUAUCUUCCCCUUUUCCCUACUUCCAUGCCUUUUUAUUUAUUCAUUAAGCAAAAUAAUCGACUUGAUUACGAUCUGGAUUUCUGUUCUUGUAAAUAUGAACUAUUUUUGUACCAAUCUUGACAUUAAUUUAUGCCAAACUAGACUAAAGUCUAAAGGUGUUAUAAAAUGUGCCAUAUUGGAUGACUUAGGAUUUUUGAUCCAUUUUUCUGUGACAUGUACAUAAUGUAUAUAGCCGAAUUUAACGGUUAUGGGAAAUGUAUGCAUUGUUAUUUAUGACAAUAAUAUUAACUGAAACAAAAUGAAACUAAAUGUGGUUUGACAGGAGAAAGUUCCACUUGGAACGAAUACCCUGUUAAACUGAGAAACUAAACUCUGUGCCUCAACGAUAAGUUGAAGUCUAAGAUUGCCUCAACAGGUAGAGAGGCUCCCUGUUGAUGUUAACUCAAUCAGAGACAAAACUAGAAAUGCACUGCGGUGCUGUUGCAUUGUAACUAAAGCGUGAGAUCCUGAGUGCUGUUUGCAGUUACCCUCAUGUAAGCAGGACGACUGGACCUCACGCUCUGACUGAUUAUGUCAUACUGCCAUUUCGAUGACAUGCUCACAGUGCGAGCGGCCUGCACUCCCUGAGCACAAGUGUUUCUUUUUGUUUUGUGCUCUGCUUCUGGCAAAUGACCACUCGCUCGGGCUCUUCAGUCGUACCAUCAACCUGGCCAAUCACAUGAAAGUAGAGUCCCUCCUGUGCUUGUUUGCAGAGGCAGAGCUGUCUCUUGGAGGUCUGCAGUGUGUUUGUGUGUUAGUUUUUAGGCCUGUCAGUCAAGCUGGGCGCCACCAGGCAGCUGAAACCAACCGCCACUGCCUUCAACGAGGACGAGAAGAAGUGUGGUUGCCCUGCACUUUGUUUUGAUUGAAGUUAGAGUUGUAGCAUUGAUUAUUUUCGCAGCCUCCUUGAGUUUUUCUCCAAUUAUUGAUUUAAUAAAGCAUGAUUAUCAGCACUA
Messenger RNA from Epinephelus fuscoguttatus (brown-marbled grouper), 89568 nucleotides. RefSeq names its product titin, tandem duplicate 2 (gene ttn.2). The coding region runs from base 255 to 88544 and encodes 29429 amino acids. Gene Ontology annotation, biological process: protein phosphorylation. NCBI's taxonomy places the organism in Eukaryota, Metazoa, Chordata, Actinopteri, Perciformes, Serranidae. Gene Ontology annotation, molecular function: protein kinase activity; ATP binding; protein binding. The record is from RefSeq and is a predicted model, not a curated record. The transcript is spliced from 241 exons.